GCUCCACUUCUCACCGAGGAGGAGGAGGAGGCGUCCACACACUCACACUCACACACUCACACAGUUUCUCGCUGUCCUCUUUCCUCGUUCAUAAAAAGAGGCUGGACCUCAGGAAAAGGGGGAAAGCGAAACGAAAGCUUCCCUUCUGACAGGAUGAACAACACUUUUCCAAACAUGGCGACGAUAAGCGACUUCGACACUAUCACCGCGUCUAUUCCUGCCACUAAAGUUGAAAUCACAGUGUCCUGCAGGUGAGAGGAUUUCUCCUUUUUCAUGUCGCUUUUCUCCUCGGACAGGGUUACGAGGGGGAAAAAACUGGGUUUGACAGUCUUGGCGAGACUAUAUCGAAGUUUGGGUCAAGUUUUGGUGAAAACUGGAUAAAAAUGUCACUUCGCUUUGAAACAAACCCGUGCGUAUCGGUGUAUUUCCCCCUUACAGACCAUUUGCGAUAGAAAAUACUGUUUUAGAGGUUCAAUCCUGGUUUGUGUUGAAAUUUAAAACCCACGAUUAAGGCGUGGACCACUUAAUGUUGAUAGCGUAAAGUUAACGCCGUGGCUAGUCCGCGACUAACUUUGGAUGAGUUACCUAAUACUGAACUUUUUACACAGGUUACAUGUCAAUCCAACAGCGAUAUGGGCUCUAACGCUUUAAAAAUCACAUUUAUUGAUAUAUCAAACUAUUAGUGCUUUUCUAAUGGUGCCAGAUUGACAAUAACAGUGACUCUACAUGUGUGCCAUGAGUGAAUGUUUGUUUAUACGCGCAGUGAAACCAUGAGAAACAGAAACCAGAGUAACGCAGAGUUGCAUCAGCCGAUAUUUAAUACAUGUUAUCAUUAUUUUAAUAAUUCUGAGAGAGUUUUACAUUCAGAGAAGAGGGAGGAAUACAGAGAGGGGUCUAUUUCACCCACUGAAUGACAUAGGUCACAUUGUGUUCUCUGUGUUUGGUCCUUUCGUGGAAAGAGGCUGCUUUACAUAAACUUGAUGCAGAGAGAGAAUAAAGUAUACUGACAAAGAUUCUCCUUAUUGACACUGUUUUAAUCAUUAACAGUGAUUGGAUCAGGGCUGAAUGAUACCUGCUGACAAAACUAUUGAAAUGCUCUAAUAACCCACUGAGCAUUUUGUGGUCUAAAAGAGGUCUAAUAGAUGUUUACAUGUAGUCUAGACGUCUAAAAUCAGGCUACCACAGGUCUAAAAAUGAAAGUUUUUCAGACGUCUAAAUUUAGACCAAGUUUAGACUAAAUCUAAAUCUGGGCUUUAUCUAUACUACAAUGUAUAUUGCUAAACUGCUAUCAUAAUUAUUUUGGUUAAGUACUUGGAGAUCAGUUAUGCUACUCACAGUUGCUUUUUGAAAUAGUUAUUGAAUAAUUGGUUAAAGUGCAACGUCUAAAUUCUGUCUAAAAAUAUACAGAAUCUAGACGGUUGAAAUUAGGUCUAAAAAAAGACUAGACAUCUAAUAGCCAAAUACCCAAACAGUAGGAAACCAUGUAUACUCUGAAGGCUGGUAAUGAUACUCUUAAGGUAUUGAUAUAUUUUUAAUCGAAAUUAUGUUUUUUACAUUUUUUUCUUUGAAGCUUUCCUCACUGCUCUUCUAUUCAUUAUGAUAAAAUUGUAUAAAUUUGGCAUUGCGUGGGAAAUCCCAUCGCACAUGUGAAUAAGCUCUGCACUUGGGCAUGAGGAGAAAGGUGCACACUAUGCAUUGUUGGGUUGACCUGCCGGAUGGAGCAAAUGCCCUCAUAUUGACUCGUGUCGAGUGAUAGUAUAUUGUGUGUAACAUUAGCUUGCAGGGAUCCCUGUUGAAGAUAUGCAUUUCACUGACUUAGAUGAGGGUUUGUCGACUUUUGAUGAUGUGGCAGAUGUGCAGGGUGAUAGACUGUAAACUGCUUUUGUAGGUGUAAAGUUUGGUGUUUGGUUUGCAGUGAUUUUGGUUUUAUAGUGUUGUUGAUUCUCACCUGUUUAAGGUAGGUAGCCAGUAUGAAACUGACACUCAUGAACGCUGCUGUGUCUAUAAGACCCGAACAGCAGAGCAAAUAAAACACUUACUGUCAUCCCUGCUGCAAAAUAGGUGUCAGGAGACGUGAUUUACUGCCAGAACAGCGCUUUAAGGAUUCAUCCACAUCAAAUAUUCAUUACAAGCAAGAUGAUAAGUCAUCCCACUUUGUCCUCAGAAAGCGGAGAGUUGACCCUAAAGGUCCUCAGAGGAGCUUGAAUGUCCUCACAUACUGUGAUAUUAUAGCAGGGGCAUUAAUAUCCAUGCAUAUACAGCGGCAUGAAGGAAAGUGAGUGUCAGAGGCCCUAAAUUUUCCACUAUCAACACGUGGCCCCUCUGUCUAAGCAGUAACUGUAUUUUUCCAUCACAAAGGAGGAUGUGAUAAAGAGGUUUCUGUUUCCCAACCACAGACACCUGCUCUGAGCUGUACACUCGUGUCAUUGUGAAUUAUUGAUCAAACUUUACUCAGUUUUGUGAACGGUCUCGGAAGAGCAAACAGAAAGGGUUUUUUAAAUCUUCGCCUGUUUCUAUGAGACUACACGGCAACCCAUGAGCUUUUUUUUCACCCCCAUCUCCCUAGUAACAGAGAGAUCAUGUCAACUUCCAGCACAGUAUAAGAACAUGUAAGGCAGCGCUAAUGUCUGAGUCACCCGGCUUCUCAGCACCCAAAGGGGGGAGGCUUAGUGGUUGUCCUCCCACCUCCAACCCGAGGUAGAGCCGAGUGCCAUGGUUACGGCCAGGUGAUCGGUGUGUUUGUGCAUUCCAAACGUGCACAUGUGAUAUUUAAGCGCAUGAGGUGAUUUUCAUUUCUAUAAAUGUCUUUAUAUUUCGGCGCACGAGGGGGUGCACGGCAUUGCCAUGGUAACUACUUUUAAAAGUUUGCGUCUGUGUGCGGAGAGGGGUGUGAGAAAAUUCACAGGAGAGACAAUGGCUGAAGGGAGAGCGAGAUGAAGGACUGGAUUGUUACCUCGAUAUCAGCUGUGGAUGAUAGUUAGAGUUUGUCAGCUGUAUCCACGGUGAAUCUAUGAUAGAUAAAUUGAUUCUCGGGUCAUUUAGUCGUAUGGAAAAGAGGGGAAAUACAUGUGAAAGCUGAACCCACAGGUGACACACUCAGACCUCCUGUCACUUAGAUUUGGUGUUCAUACUUUCUGCAUUACUCAGAGUCAGCGUGUACCCUUUGCAGAAAUAUUGACUUAUCUCAUUAGCCUGCUUCUCAAACUAAUUCAGAUAAUGCCACAGGGCUGUGUAAGAGCUUGGCUCAGGCUCCACGCUUGAGUUGAGACGUUUUCGCUGAUCCCUGAAGUAGAUCGGCCAAGAUCAAAAUGCUAUUAAAUUACCCGGUAUGUCUAAAUCUGCUGCAUAGGUAUACAUACAUCAUUAGUGAUCAUAGUGGACUGCUGCCAACAUGACCGAGAGGAUUUAUCAGCAGCUGAUAAGGAGCUUGUAAAUCUGUGAAUGGUACAAAGUGGAUCAGGUUCUGACAAGAAAGGUGAAUCUCAGACCUCGUUUUUUAGCUCAUCUGGCCAUGCCUGUUAGAGCAGAAUCUGACCGAAACAGGAAACCGCCCCCUUUCGUAAGAGGAUCAGAUUUGUUUGUUUAUUCAGGGUUUCAAAGUUUGCUGAAUGUUUCCUGACAUAGUCUCGCUGAAGAAUACAAAGUCCGUGUUUCAGACAGCAAUGCUGACCCCGGCUGUUUCUCUAAGGAGUCAACACCCAAAGGUCUGUCUAGUUCUUUAUAAGAGAAAAACAGAUAAAAAGUUCUCGGUGUGUGGAUCUCUUUCUUCUGGAUCUUUCGAAGUCUCUCUCUCUCUUUCUCUCUGGCUUCUCUUUCCCAAUCCUCACCCCUCCACCUCCUCAAACACACACACUUUCUCUCCCUCUCAUGCGUUCAGGCACUGUCAGCAAGAAUUGUAACUGUUGACAGUAAUAACACGCAAGUUCUCCUCUCCCCUCCUCUACCUCCUUCUUAUUUCUUCAUCCUCUCCACUGAAAAGGUGAAGCACAGUCUUCACUGUUUCCAUGACACAGUGGAGCUCGUGGUGCUGAAAAACUCAGGCUUGUUGUCAUUAUUAUGAAUCUUUUGUCUUAUUAUAGUAAAAGCCGGCUCGCCAACAUUGAAAUGAGGCCAUAUUUAAAACAGGGUCAAAUUUGUGUAGGCCUGAAGGCUGGGACAUGCCACUGCUGUGAUCUUAAUGGAUUCACUCACAAAAUGUGUCAUCGCUUCAGAUCGGAGAAGCCAAACUUACACGCUGCUUCUCCGUGGAGCGAAAACAGCGAGUUUGACUCCGUUUUCAUCAGCCGAGCAGGAGGCAGAAGGUAAUCAAACACUCAUCACGGUGACCGAACGGCUGCUUAUAAUCUCGCCAUUGUCUCAUUUUGAGCGGGUUAAUCUGAAAACAUGGUUGCCAGGUUGUGUUGGCAGGCACACACACUGACAGUUUGUAAUUGGAUGAGGACCCCCAUUGUAAAGAAUCAGGGAAACAAGAACAUUUGGUUCCCUAGAUCCUGUUUCUAUGGUGUUACCCACAAUCUGUAAAAUGCAGAUCAUAUCAGGGUUUGUCUUGACGGCACAUGAGCUGAUGACACAAAACAAAAAUGUGCCACUAUGUUUGGGUGUCAGAAACUGCGUCUGUACUCUGCCUUCUGGGUUUCAGAGCUUGGCAACCCCUCCACACACACAGUUUUCCACACAAUGGUUUAACUGGGGUCUUGAGUGGUCCACCAAAUUAUUUUAUUUAGUCCAAAAAACUCUCAGAAAGGCAGAAUACUCUCGAGACAUGCCAGAUGUGAGCCUCUUUUGUCCUCUGAUCAGCCCUGGAAUUUGCUUUUACCGAGGGUGAGCAUACGUCCUCUUGUACCCCGGACAUGUCCUCUUUUUUGGGGGGUUUCCAGGCUGUACAUGGAAGUUUAUAAAAUGCUUCAAAUGUCCGGGGUUUGUUUGUAAGUUUUGAGUUUGUGUUGCGUGGACUUGCUGAGUUAGAAGCGCAUAAAAGACACUCAAUCCGACCUGAACAACUCUCAAAAUUAACUACGCACGACUCUGUGACUCUGCCUAUGCGUUGUCGUGUCCUCUUUUUGGGGAUUCAGAAUAUGGUCACUCUUUUUUAUACCACUCAUGACAGCAUUAGCUCUCUGAGGCCUUGUCCACACGUAAACAAAGUCAAAAGUGAACGCACAAGUUUUUUGUCGUACAUGGAAACAGCUUUUCGGGGACUUUUUGAAAACAGGUCAGACAGUGGAUAAAUUUCGUGUCCAUGUGGAUGUUUAUCUGGAUCUGUCUUUAAAUGAUGACUUCAUACAUACAGUAACUUUCUAAAGGCGCCUGCGCGUGUCCGACCAAAACAACAAUGGCUGACUACAGGGUUGUUUUCGUGUGGCAGAAGCUGCUGAGCUACAGCAAACUUGGAUGGUUCUUUACCACCAAUGAAAACAACCUUUUCUGAUCUUGUUCACAGCGUUUUAUACAGCGUCACUUACUGGCUUGGUAUAUGCACCACAUCAUUCUCAGUGGUUUCUUGUGAAUGCAGAUAUCUCCUGUAACAAUUCUAUCCUUACGGUAGACUUUUUCAAAACAAAACAGCAAUAUAUCGUUUUCCUCUCCUGAAUCUGGGCGCAGCGGCUCACUGUUUACAUACCUGCACCCACAGGUAUCUUUGGAUCUCUCGUCUCACUGUUACCACAGAGGUUUCCUCCCUCUCUUUUACAUGUUUACAGUAAAUGCCGUGUCAUUGCAGAUGUCAAAGGUAAUCAUCUUCCUUGUUUGGUUGUUUAUUUUAUCUCCUCCUGCAGACUCAACAGCACACCAGACAAUAUGUUUACACGCAUGUACAAAUUGAUUUAUUGGAAUAGUGUGACUCAGACUGGACUUUGAGAUGAAAACAUGUUAAUCAGACUGAUAACGAACUUUGCACAGUCAGACCAACAUUUUCGGAUAGUGCGAUUUUCAGUGCAUGAAUUCCUCCCUUCACCUUCAGAGUUCUGAAUUAAUUUAGGUGAUAAUGCUCUCAAAGUUAAAAGUAUUUUUUUGGCACAUUAAAGGCAUGGUUGACAUUCUAAGAAAAAAAAACUGAGCGGUUGAGACAAAUUCGGAAAACGCCUCCCACCCCCAACACACAAACCCCUCCCCUCUGUGCUCCAUGAUAAGAACCUGUAUCGCCCUCCCCAUGACACACCCCCUCCGGCGGAGCAAGAAGCUGGUGGCAGUAGAUUCUACGCUAGCUUUGAAUAGGAUUCACCAUGUCGGAUUGCUAGUGACUAGCAGCAGUAAACACCAGCUCUGCUAGCGAGCUCAGUCUGCAGCUGCCUGGACAGCUACCAUGUUGACAUUACAGAGACUAAUAAGAGUUGUACAUGUGAUAAAAGGAAAGAAUUACCUGUCCAACAAAAACUCUGCUGUCUUGGCAUCUGUUUUCAGGCCCAAAUCCUGGCGGAGCUUUCUCCACCGCUUGAAGAAUGACCCAAUGAUUCCUUGCUUGGUCACAUUUCCUCUUUGUCUCCGCCCUUUCUUCCAUCGGCUUGUGUUUUUUUUGAGUACUUUUGGCGGUGGGGCAAGCAGAAGUGUUUUUUUUUCCUCCAUCCCAGCUCCUGUAGCUAAGCUGCUACACUACUUUUAGCCGCUCAGAGCUCCGAGGGGACAAGUUGGAACUACGGGAGAGCGAUGUGUCGAAUACAGCGAGGUGAUUGGAUGGAGAGGCGGAGCAGGAGAUUGACCAAUGGGAGCUGUCCGGAACGGAUGGCUCCUAUUGGUCAAUGUUUUUGCAGCCUUGCACCUUCUAGGGUGAACAGAUUUUUUCCAUUCUUUUUCCACUUCAUGGAGAUCGCACCAUAUGAUCAUGAUCGCCAUAAAAAUGAGGUUCAUUAUAAUUACCAACCUCUCCAAUUGUCAACCAUGCCUCUGAUAGUUCAGUCUUGAUUAUGGAUUGGGGCCAAAAUCGUUCAAAUCCAUGUCUGAUGUAUCGGAAAUGUAAACAGCUGAUUCGACUACAUCAAGAUGUUGGCGUUGAGGCAAACAUCAGGAUGGGAUUACCUGAGACACCGCCGUGGUAGUGGUGAAGGAUGGAUGCGGGGUAUGAUAAGGGGUGGACAUCUUUACAGCUAAUCCCGUGAUGACAGGUGGAGGAGGGUUGUAGUGAUCCAUAAUAACUAAAGGAGGGCGUAUUGUAAGUUAAGGAACAACAGGAGGGUUGGUUGAUGGAGGUCAUUGCAGAAAGAAUCCCAUGAUCAGGCGGCAAUAAAAGCAGCAGAAAAAUGGAGUGAUGGAGAAAGGAAGAGUGUUGAAUGAUGAGUGUACGCUGAGCUCUGUUUAUCCAAGAGAUAAAGGAUCACAUGCUCUUAAUUGUAUCCACUCCCCCCUGCGGACCCCUCUCCCGUUGACUCUAUCGAUUCAUAAUUUUAAGCUAGCUACAGCUUUUGCUCUUGUCAAACAGCUGCAGAAAAUACUCCCCCGAACAGCCUUCAAUUUUGCUUUCAGUGUUAGGUGUGAAACACUUAGCCUGCAACCCGGCCCUUUAACAUCAGCAGUCAUGCCCGAGCUGCUAUUUUCAGGUUUCUCACUCCCACUCUGUCUACAGGGAAGUGAUUGUGUUGACCUUUUUGGCCCCAUAGAGCUCACAUAAUGGCUAUCUUAUUGAAGAUGCCGUUGACAUCCGUCACUUUGAAGGGAGGAAGGGGUCGCCCGCUGCGCGCCGGUUCAAUGACGGCGAAAAAAAAGCACAAAAGGAUGUGCAAGAAAUGACGACUUUUUCCCCGUCUGUUUACAUGUGGUUUUGAACAGCAGGAAGCGCAAAUGAUUUUUGGGUGAGCGCACAGUGGUGCUGGCAAUCAGUGAGACAAAGCUAUAUUGAAGAAAUUCUCUCUGAGCUGCCAUGAAUUGAUGCCAUUGUCUUGUCUCCGUACACUGACUCUGUUUUUGUGUAGAUCGGAGUGUGUAUCCGGCUGUGUUUAUGCCUGAUUUUUUUGUGUCUUUGAGACCACAGUCCUCUUCUGUAAUCAGGUUUGGGCUUUGUCUAGUCAGGUCAGUAAAGAUUUAUGCACUCGGAGGGAAUUACUAUCGACCCCCUUCUUUCUCUUAUUCUCUGACUGCGGGUGUUUCUCCUUCUUCUACAUAAGUCGGUGUGCCACACUGUGCCGCAACAUACGCAGAUCUGUGUGGACUUAAUUGCACUCUUAGACUCCGUCCACACGUGAAGCUGCGCAGGAAAGAUAAAAACAUGAUAUCUAAUGAGAGCAGGUUGUCGUGAAAGGUCGCGAACACUCUCAAAGUUGUGGCACAGUGAUAGAUGUACACAUUAUCUCCACUGUCAAGGUUAUGCAGCUGUGGGGUUAUUUUAAAAUGCAGGGGAUAAAACAAGGACUCAAGGACACACUUACAAACACACACACUCCCUCGAUACGAAUUACACUCAUGAUUUCUGUGUGUAUUUUGUACAUUUUGAGAAAUUUCUCCAGAAUAGUGUCCGAAGUUCCCCUUUAAGAGUAUUUCUGAGACUCCAGCAGCCAUGUGAGGACACCCAAAAGUCCUAAAAGCAAAUGCCUCUCCUCAUCAGUAACCACCAUUACUUACAGUCCUCAGACUGAAGGGGCGCUUUAGGUCGACGCUUGUAUACAAUAGCGUAGAGUAUCAGUGCGUUUAAGAGCGUUUCAGCCCUCAUGCAUGGAAACUAACCUGCAGAAAUAUGUGCCACUGUGCCCUCCAUCACUCUGACAGCUGAUGACAUUUCACACACACACACACAAAAUAGCAUCACAUUUGAGGCUCUGGCAUUUCAUUUCUCAGCUGCGACGUGGGAGGCAAUCCCAUGGUAAACAAAUUUGUAAUUAAACACGUCAAAAUUUAGAUAUUGCAAACUGAAUUAGAUUUUUCGUUGACGUUCUGGGUGUGAUACCUCCGUCUGAAUACCCAGCGCUCAGAUUUAAACUAUCUGACAAGCAGGAUUACUUGACGUACAGUAAAUCACCCUCACAUCCCUCUUUGCAGCCGAGUGUGACAGACAGACGGAGGGUGAGAGAAAGAGAGGGGGAGAGGGAGAGAGAGGGAAUGUGGCAGGGUUAAUGAAGUCAUCUCCAUCCUGGUCACAUAGCGCAGAGGCUGUUUGAGUUCCUCCAGGGAUGCAGCCUCCCCCCCCCUUCUGUCUUUUUCUCCCUCCCAUGUAGAAGCCCUCGGCCCGGGCCUGCACACCCAAGCGUGCCUCUUUUUCUCUCACAAGCACAAAUUCUCACUCGACAUCCUGCUGAUAGCAUUUUAUAAAGGCCAGCGAAUGCAUGUGAUGGAGUAAAAGCGCAGAUAUGAGGGGUUGAUACUCAGUCUUCCUCCCUUCUUUUUGGUUAGUCUGCAGCUCUGAGUCAAAUACUAUACCAACAAACACACGUGCUUACACACAUACACUGUUUGACAUUCUGUAGCGUGUGCAUUGUGAACACAGACACGUACUCAAACAGGAUGUAGCUGCUUGACUUUCGGGGGACAUCAGAUUUAGUCCAUGCUGACAUUAUCGUUGAGGAAAAUACUUGUUGUUUGCGCUUUAAUGGGAUUUUUACAGAAGAGGAUUAGGGCCACUGUGGAAAAAAAAGGCUCUAUAUACAGUAUAUAUAUAAAUAUGUGGUUUAUGCUGAGGGAAAAAAAUAGACUUUUAAAAUAAAGUCAGAAAUCUAAGAAAAAGUCGGAAUUUAAGAUUGAUGUCGGAAUUCUGACUUUGAGCUCAGAUUUCUAACUUUAAAUUUCAAGUCAUGAUUCUGAGAUUGAAGUCAAAAUUGAAAAAAACAUGUCCGAAUUCAGAGGAAAAAAGUCAGAACUCUGAGAAAAAAGUCCUAAUUCCAAAAAGUCUCAAUUCCAAGAAAAGUCAUAAUUCUGAGAAAAGAUCAGCAUUCUGAGAUUGAAAUCAGAAUUCUGAGAAAACAAGUUUGAAUUACAAGAAAAAUGACAUAAUUCAAGAAAAAAGUCAGAAUUCUGAGAAAAAAUUCAUAACUCCGAGAAAAAGAACUCAGAGAAAAAAUCCUUAAUUCUAAGAAAAGUCAUUAUUCCAAGAAAAAUUUUAAAUUCUAAGAAAAAUAAAUCGGCAUUCUGAGAUUGAAGUCAUAAUUCUGAGAAAAAAGUCAGAAUUCCAAGAAAAAUUGUCAUAGUUCUGAGAAGAGUCAUUAUGGAAAAAGUCAGAAUUCAAAAAAGUCAUAAUUUUAAGGAAAAAAGGAUAAAAUUACAAAAUUCUUAGAAAAAGUCAUAAUUCCAAGAAAAUGUCAGAAUUUUUAGAAAAAAUGUCAGAAUUUUGAGAAAAAGGCAUUCUGCGAUUCAAGUUAUAAUUCUGAGAAAAAAGUUCAAAUUACAAGAAAAAUGACGUAAUUCUGAGAAAAGUCAUAAUUCUGAGAAAAAAAUUCAAAUUCUGAGAAAAAAAGUCUGAAUUCUAAGACUAAAAUCAGAAUCUUUCCAAAAAAGUCAGAAUCCUUAAUGGUUCCACAUAAUUUUAAAAAAGAAAUAUACUGGACCUUAUAAUUAUUAUUUUGUUUUAUUUUUAUUUUUCCAUUGGCCCUAUUCCUCUUCCAUAGAUUUUGCAUGUACUGCAGUAGAGAUCUGGUGUUCGCUGUGAGCAUUUGCAGGCAUCAGAAGUGAAAUAAAGGUGAAACAUCAGAUGUGUAGCUGUGUGAUGUCCAUGACUGAUGUGUCUUUUACUGCAUGCCUGUGUCUUAAUUGAUUCUGGCAUGGCGUCGUCCUAUUUGUGUGCGCGCACGUUGAGAUGCUCUCUUGGCUCUUGCAGCCCUUGUCAAGAAGAAUUAGGGCAGCUCUUUUAGAGAAGCAGAAACAGAAUACAAGCUGCUGAUACUUCCCUUUAAUAUGUGUGUGUGUGUGUAAAUAUACAUGUGUGUGUAUGUAGAGAGAGAGAGCGUGGAGGCGCAUGCACGCCUUUCUUGGCAGUGCCACUCAAGGCUAUCAGCAAAUCGGAUCAGUGAAUAUGCACAGAGGAAGAAACAGACUCAGGUACCUGUAGCCUCGUGCUCAGCGACCUGUUGAGAACAUCUGAGCAUGCCCGGUUGUGUCCUCUCGCUCCACAUGUUACUGAGAAUAUUCCUGGUCUGUUGCUAAGCAUGGCUAGAAACACACACACACACACACACGCGCUGAAGAGUCCUGCAGAGGUGGAUUUGAGAGUAAAAAUUGGGCGAACAGUCACACUGUGUGGAAUUUGUUGUUAUUUUUCAGGAUGUCUUAAGGGAAACUCUGUUUUUUUUUCAUCCUGGGCCCUAUUCUCCCAAGUGUGUGUGUUUGCUUGACUGAUAGCAGGGCAAUUUUUGGGAGAGUGGAGCAGCAGGUAACCACAAAACACUGCCUGCUGCUUCACUCUCCCUCAAUACCGGUCCAGUUUCAGAACCGGUUCGCCUCGUCUGGUAUUAUUACGAUUAAAAAAGUUGAACUGGAAAACCGUCAGACCAUAAACAGGUUGCUCUGCCUGCAUCUAUGUGUGUGUCUAAGUGUGUCUAGUUCAGUGAGGUGGUGUAAUCUCUGCAGAGUCUAUUCAGGUCAUGGUCAAAGUGAGAGAGAGAAACAGAAAGAGAAUUGAUGCUCAAGGCUCUGAAUGAGAAAACCCUUUCCUCCCAUGCAGAGGACGAAUUAGGAGACAAGAGAGAAGACAAGUGGACUUGUAGUAUUUAGGGUCCUGCAAAAAUUCAAAUUUUAGCUUGAGUUUUCUUUAUGUUUUGAUUGUUUGUGAUUGACUUUACAGUGAGCAAGCUGGUUGAACUUCAUAGAUGUUUACAGCCAAUGAAGCUUUUCAUGCUGUGAACCUUUAGGGCAUGUUUUUAUGACAGGAACCAGCUCUAGAAAGAAUGCCUGGAAUGUUGGCAGAUGACCAGAAAUACUGAACAGUCCGGUUCAUAAAAAGUACCAGGACAUGUAACAUGUAGAAACAUCUGAAGUGUCUACUCCGAUUCGUUACAUAACGUAGGGCUGGGCGGUCAAUCUCAGAAGUCUGACUUUAUUCUCAAAAUUCUGACUUUUUUUGGAAGUCUGACUUUUUUCUCAGAAUCCUUUUUUUUUGUUUGUUUGAAUUUUGACUUUUUUUCUCAGACUUCUGUCCUUCUCUCUAAAUUCCAUUUUUUUUUUAAUCUGGCUUUUUCGUUAAAUUUUGACUUCAAUCUCAGAAUUACCACAUGUUGGAGAUGUGGUUCCAUCACCCCAUCCAGUUGUAGCGGCUGGAGCAGCGGCUCAAGUAGAUUAAGUUAAUAUGGGAGGGGGUGAGCAGCUUGUGGAGUAGUUAUCGUCCAUUUAUCGUUAUCGAGGUGAACUGCUCAAUAUAUUGUGAUAUUGAUUUGAGGCCAUAUCGCCCAGCCCUAAUGUAACGUCCCAACUUUACUUGAAUUGGGUUUGUGCAUAAAGUCUCAAAAGUCUGGGACUAAAUCACUGACCCCAAAUAGAGCUCAUUGUGGCAGAAGUAGAGCAGCCGAAGCUCCACUCAGUCCAAAUCUUCCUCUUGCUUCUUAGACAGAUUUGGGGUGGCUAACUGGACGUCCCGCCUCUUUUCCUUCACGUCUUUUUAACUGAGCACCUGUUCUUUUUUAAGUCCAGUCGCCUCAAACUCUCUUUCAUUUACUGCGUGGUCCACUUUCCUCUCAUCUCCACUCUCCUCUAAUGGGCUACAAACCAAAUAAUUUGGCGGUAGUGCUGCCAGGGUCCCAGGAGAGUGUUGGCAAUGUCUCAUUAAGGUUACACACUGUCAGGGACACGGCUUCUGGAGCCGAUCCAAGAGGCAGAGUAAAGUUAUUCAUUAUUCAAAAAAAAUAGAGGAGAAGAGGAGAUAAGAAAUAGGGAGAGGAGAGGUGUGUUAACGGGAGAUGAGCGAGAGAAAAUAAUGAGGGAUGAAGGCGUGAGUGAAGCUGCGAAGGAGAGGAACUGAGUUAGGAGGUAAAAAAAAGUGGCCGCAAGUACAAAUACCUUCACACCGAUGGCAUCCCUGGCUGUCUAAGUGGAAAAACAACACACAUCAGUCAGUCUGCAGUCAGUCAAGUGGCCCCAGUCGGCUGUCAGCAGUUGCCAUGGUUACCCUCCCUAUACCGCUGCUGUUGUGAGGCUCUCCCCGUCGAGCGCAGAGGUGUGCUUUCACUUCUUGUGUCAUUAGGAUAGAAGGAAAGAUUUCCCCCUCCCUGACCCCACACUGGAGCUCAGACAGGUGUUUAACAUAAUUAGAGAGAUGUCAUUUCAGUUGAUGGCGCGGCCUCGCAGCCCCUCUGCCUGCCUCCUUAUGCGGCGCUUCCUCGUCUGCCUCAUGAGGCAGCUCGGUCCAGUUGGAUUCUAGAAAGUACAUUAGAGCGAACAAGCGUGUGUGUGUGUGUCUGAGUCGGGGGAUUCGCCGUCCAUCUGGUGUCAGAUUUCACUUCCUGGUGCUGUGAUUGACAGCUGUCAGAGGUGACGUCUCAGAGGAAUUGGUCGAUCACAGGACCGAUAUUGGCGUCAUCAAUUCUGGAUGGGAACACAUUUUUCCUAUCACUUAUUAACAACAUAACAAAUCAAAAAAAAGUCACUGACUGGUGUUUUAAUUUUGUUCUAAUACGUAUUUACAGCAUUAUCCGCCAUAUUUAGCUAUCUAUAGCGUAAUAUAGCGUAAGGUUUUCCCAUCUUUUCAAUAUUCACUGAAGUUUAGCAUUUUUUUUUUUUAAUUUUUCAGUCUCAGCAGCAGCCUCUGAAAGACUGUAAUGGCUCGACCACUAAUACUUCCUCUAUUUUGGUCCUUUGGCACCUUUAUUUGCACAGCCCUCUCCAUGGCUCGCAUGGCAGCUUUCAGCUUUCUGCUGCCUCCGGAUGAAACGAGGGAACGAGUGAGAGCGGGGGAAAAAAGGGGGAGAGAGAGCCAUGACUCAUUCACAUAAUCCUCUGAAGUGGAAAUCCUGAAACGUGCCUUGCUCACACACAAAACACCUACCCUGACACACACUCACACACACACACACAGUACGUUCACAGGGUGAGCCCGGUCGCCCGGAGCCCAUUUGUAGCGCCAUCACUGCUGAUGUGGAAUUUGGGGGCCUCAUACUCACAGAGAGGAAAACUGCAACCUCAACUGCAACCUUAAUAAUCUGUUGAAAUCCAGAUUCAUUCAUAGAUUGUGAGAUUAAGAUUAAAUUAUGGUUGUAAAAUACAUUUAAAUGUAGUUUUAGAAAACAUGUUUCAUAUGGACUCUUUGGGUCAUCUUAUUUCCUACCUGAGUACAGACUCUGGUUGUACAUUUUGUGUGUAGGAUCUGUCAACAGAUUAUUCCUCCAUAGACCAUUACAUGCCAUCAUCUCCCUCUCCAUGAUUUAUGUCAUUAUUCUCACUCAGAGCCAAUGAUAGAGCCUCACGCCACUUUCAUAUAAUUUACCGCAAUCAUCCCCUUUCCUCGUCUCCUGGAACAUAGUCUUCACAAAUGGGAUUUUGUCCAUUUUGGUUGGACUUUAUUGGUUUGCUCAUAAUACAUCACUAGUUACAGAGACUGGUAUAUUUAAUCCGCUGUUUUACGAGGAUGAAAGGAAGGAAUCGUGAAAUCUAUCACCCACUAAAUAAAGGAUCUGAAUACAACACAGAUUUAUAAAUCCAGCUCCUCGUCACCAGUCGCCUCGGGAACUGCACAGAAAUGUUGUUGACAGAUGCAGAUACUGUAUGUUAAUGACUAUUAUACAGCGUUCCAGUUGUACUCGGAAGUUGAAUUUCCGAGCUCCGAAUCGGAAGUUCAUCUAUAACGCCCCCCUGAAGUCGGAUUUCCGAUUCGCGAAAUCGGGCGAUCCUCACCAACCUCGACUUGACGACAUGUCAUAAUCAAAGAUGCAGUGCAGUGCAUCAACAGUAAAAAGUAACAGUGAAAGCUUGUGUGAUGUAUCAUUUAUUAGCACUUCUGUUUUGUUUUUGUGAAAUGAAAUAAAUGGUUUAUGUUGUACUGCCCAACAUCUAACUAUGAACACGGUGUUGUGGUGUUUUUAAGAGUAAAAUACUGUGUUAUGAGUUGUUUACAACUGGUAUAGCUAACAACAACUAAAAACAGCUGACAACGGCUGACAAUGGCUAACAGCAGACGUCCAUCUUGCUUUUCUUGUUUUGUUUUAAGUAUAUCCAGCUGCAGGCCCUCCAAACCAUGCCCAUCCAAACCACGCCCAUCGCUGUAGCAUCAACGGAAGUGAAGCGGCUGCCACGUCCAAAACACGUCCACUGUAGUACACGCUAUGGUCGUUUAUUAAGGAGACUAUACUCCAAAGUUAAUAAUAAAUUAAUAAUGCCAUUGAAAGCACAGUGUUACGCGUUGUUUACAACUGGUAUAGCUAACAACAACUAACAACCACUAACAACAGCUGACAAUUGUAAACAACAGCUAACAAUGGAUAACUGUAGGCGUCCAUCUUGGUUUUCUGACUUGUUAACUGAAACGCCAUCAACUCGGGUGUAAUGUCAUUCCCGGCUCCGACUUCCGAGGUAACCAGAAUGCAGCACUAGUACUACUUUUACCAAACACUCACCUCUCUGUCAUGUCGCCCUCAUGUAGUGGUGAAAACUUAAGACCCCAAAAUCUGAGUAUUUGAUUUACCACUUAAAUGGUUUUAAACACCUUGCUCUCCUCAUCUAGUGCAGCAGAGGCAGAUAACUGUCAAACAUGAGUCAGGUUUUGAUCGAGGUUUCUGCCUGUUAAAAGAAGUUCUUCCUCUCUGUUGUUGCUUACUAAAUGCUGCUUAGUGUUUCACUCAUGUGGUUGAAGAUGGGAUGGGAGUGGAUCAGAUCCAUUCUUUACAUCGGGACAGAGUCUGGUCUAGACCAGCUCUUUUGUUGCUGUACAAAUAAAGAUUGAUUGAUUUCGUAUCCGAGGUAACUGUGUUUCUAACAACUCGGUCAUUUGUGUCUCCACAGAAACCUGUUGGACAGGGACACCUUCUCCAAAUCAGACCCAAGUAAGACCGCGGUGAACGAGUUUCUGUUUUUGAAUGAUUGUGCACGUUAAAGAAUUUUACUAUGAUGCUAUAAAGAAAUAAACUAUAAACUUGUAUAUUUAAAAAGGUAUUUAAUACUGAGUAUAAUAUUCAGAUUGGACACACACACACACACACAUGUAUUAAGAUUAGCAAAACACAGGAUGUCAGCAGAUUUAUUAAAGCAGGGGAUAAAAAAAUGACUCAGUGAUGAUGUUGACAGUGAAGCGCAGGAUGACGAAGAUGACAGUGAUUGACAUGAUAAUGAUGAGGAAGAGCAGGAAGGAGCUCAGGCUCAGCCCCCGACAUGAGUAGCACUUCUGAUUAUGCUGUGCAAAGUGACUUUGGUCUCCGUCCGUAUAUGAAGAAUAGUAAAGGAGAGGGUGUGGAAACGAUAGAGGUCCAAAUGGAAAACCAAAGAUUUCAGUUACACAUGGAACAAGUCAGUUUAAGGGAGAUGAAUUUUCUGCUACAUGCCAGUAAAAAGCACCCACUGCACCUUUAACUCUUCCUUUAUUUCUCCAUAACACUACAUUUAUAAUCAGUAUAAUUUAGUUUAUAGCAUGCAUGUUUAACAACUUUGGUUUAAUGCCGUCAUGUCGUGUUUCUCUUCUUCACAGUUUGUGUUCUUUACACACAAGGAAUGGGCAACAAGGAGUGGAGAGAGGUGAGAAUUAACUUCCUAUUUAGACCACGUUUAAAGCAACUCUGAGGUAAACGUGAGAAUUGUUUGCAUUAGUAAACCAGCUAAUAGCUUCGCAGGAUCGAAUAUUCAUUAAUGUAAAUACAGGACACAAUGUCAGAGCAUGAAUCACUUGCAGUUUUUCAUUGUUAUGAGUGGCCCAUUAUCUAUAAUCUUUAUUUAAAUGCUAAGUUAAAUGCCAAAUGAGGACCUACUUGACCUCCAAUGACUUGAUGCCUCAGCUCUUUGCAUUCAUUACCGUACAGCUAUAGAGGAGCAGCCAGAGCCGGGUUUUAGCUCGAGCUCUUGGUGGUACAGUUGCUUAAAGUGCAAAAAAACAGAGCAAUUAAAGUUAUACGAUUGUGUCCCCGAAUAACUCUGCGUACGUCAAUAACACGCGUUGCUUUUUCAAUCUAGUUUGGGAGGACAGAGGUGAUCGACAACACGCUAAACCCUGACUUUGUGCGGAAAUUCAUUUUGGACUACUUCUUUGAGGAGCGGCAGAACCUUCGAUUUGACCUGUGAGUAUGUCUUCAUCUAAAGAGCUUAUUUUUCUCAUCUCAGGUCCUUAAAUACAAAAAUACAAAGAUUUCCAUUUGUCCUUGGAGAGGCAAGACUAACCUUAACUGACUCUACUACGACACAGCUUCCUGCAGACCUCUCAUGACAUUAAAGCGGGCCACACAGACUAAUGUUCAUUCAUGAAAAAUGUCUUAGUUUGAUAUUAAAAAGGGUUUUCUCAAUCUGAAAAACACAUUAGUGCAUCAUUGUUGAAUAUUUUGUCAGAAACAUGAUAUUUUAAUUUCAAAUAACUCCUCCUUUUCUUCACAAAAGGUUUCCUUAACAGAGACAUUUUGAUUUUUAAGACACUUGAGUGUGACUUCGGUAUUUAAAAGCUACGUAAAAGCAGAGUUGGUUGUGGUCCAGAUUAAACUCCUGUGCUUUCAAAAUUGUAUUUGUCCCAAAAUUUAUUGUUCCACUUUAACUGUGAAUUUGUUGGUUCCCUUAUAUCUAUUGCUUGCUAUUUAUCGCUCUAGUUUGUUUUUUUUUCUUGAAUUUACAUUUAUUAUGACGUGGGCUGCUGACCUCCUGGCCAGGUCGCCCAUGUAAAUGAGAUCAUGAUCUCGAUGGAAUUUUACCUGGUUAAAUAAAAAAAUGAAAUAAAAAUUAACUUUUAUUGAUGAUUAUUUUCAGUUUGUUAAAUAAAAAUGUAAAUUAUAUCAACCACAAAUUUGAGAGAAGUAAAACAGUUCACUGAACUUUAAAUUAUGUCAGAUUUCAAAGGUCAUAACCUGACAUGAAAUAGUUGUCCUCAUGUUUCUUAUAUCUUUGACUUUUGAGUCGUAGUGAGUUAAACUCAGUAAAGUUGGAUUUUUGUGUGACUCAUUGGUCCCAGCAGGUUUUUAUCUGAUACUUGUUUCUUUGAAAGAAGCUGUCAGGAGACAUCUGGCCUUUAGAUUUAUUAAGCCAGCAGGCUGCAUGUAGGUGAGGAGAUUUUCUGUCUUAAUAUGCUCUCAGAUCACAUUUCUCAUUGAAUUACAGAGGGGAUGUUGUGGGUUUGAUUGUAUUAGUAAGAGACUAAUUAUAUCAUAAUCUAGAAAUGAGAGAGCCGUACCGGCAACCCGAAUAGGGUCAGAGCGUGCUCAGUGAGGAGGAGUUGUUUUUUCUCAUUGUUUCAUUUGUGUGUGUGCAUAAACUUAAAGAUUUCAGCGUUACCAAUACUGACAUACUGAUACUGCACAUCAACGCUAACACGAGUCUCAUUGAUAACUGACUCUUUGGCUCUGAGUUGCUGCAUCACCAGACAAAAGAAAACUGAUGCAUGAGUCUCUCAUUCCCACAUACUGUGUUCGACAAUUUCAUGUGCUUGUAUGUGCAUGUGUUGGUGGCUAUGUGCUGGGUUUAGCAAUGGUAACCAUAACAACUGGGGUCCCGGGGGACUGUGGGUGUUAUAUAGGAGUGGACAGAUUCCCUUGAGGGAUCGAGGCGCGUUUAACCUUUCCUAUUCGCUCUAUCAUGAACCGGACCAUGUGACUGAAUCUAUAUUAUUAAGUGCAAACCUGCUACUUAAGUGACAAAUCAGGAAAUGACUCAGUGACGGAUGUGAGUGUGUCAUUUAGAAGGGUGCGUCCUUAUUAUCCAGUGUGAUUGUGUUGCGGUAAACAGACAAAUAUAGCUGAUAUUUUAGGCUCAGGAUAUCACUGAAUAUAAAAGACCGAACUAGUAUUUUUAAGAGGCUGUGAUAAGACUGCAUGAAAAGGAAAAAUGGAGAGUUUACAUCAGUCUGGCACUUUGGUCCAGACUUGAAUUAUGUCAACAACGAUGCAAUGAGCUAUGAUUGAUGUCAAGAUCAUGAUUGUGUUGAAAUCAUGGACUGUAUUUACUAUGGACAAUGUGGUUCCGCCUUCUGCCAGUAUAUGGAUUUGAAGCUGAAUCGCUCUCGGUAUUUACAGGGUUUUUUCUCCACUUCCUGAAACAAACUUUGCGCAGUAGCAUUGUACGCAUUCAGUGGGAGAGUUGCUGUGAUGACACUCAGCUCAAACAACGCAUCCCACAGGUGAGCUACGCAAUCUUCGUACGCCCAUAGGUUGUAUCAAGUGUCAAUCAUAGAAAACAUGAAUAACUUUUAAAAACGGAGCUGCACAGAAAAAAGAGGACUUGAGCACAAACUGGUCUUACAAUAACUACAUGUCAACAUCACAACCAGGGGAGAGAAAAAUGUGAAUUCAGUGUAAUAAAUUUCAUAAGUUUGUCCACAGCUCCAUAGGAGUUCCUGGAGGAGGCAGGAUUUAUGACCUAUACUGCAGGCCGUCACCAGAGGGUGCUGUUCUUGCGGUGGCUUCACCCAGCUAGCAGGCAGAUGGCGUCCAUUCUAUACUCAGUCUAUGAUUGAAAUACUCAAACGUUAACUUGAAUUAUGCACAGAGAUAUUGUCAAUUGAACUUUAAACCAUAGGACUCAGGAUUUGUAAAACAGCUCUUACUAUGAAACCUCAGAGAUACCUUCGAUCCAGGGUUGCUAAAAAAUGGCCAAGAAGAGACAGAAAAGUGCUUCAGGAGGAAGAUUUUCAUGGAUCACAGCGUUCUCCUUUAUGGCAGACAGGGGAAGCUGUUUUAUUUGAUUUUCUGCCUCUUCCUCUCAAAGUGUGCCUCUGUUUCUCUUAAACCAAAGAGCGUGGAUUGAAAACCCGAUCAAAACGAGCUUCUUUACUUUGUUGUGAAUCAAAAUAGCUUCCUCAGUUUCACAGAGGAAAGGAAAUACCUCUGGGGAUGUUGUUGAUGACAAACUUUUCAACUCAAGCGCUGAUUUACAACGUCUGUUAUCCCCGCUGUGUCCCCAGCUGAGCUCCUGUCAUCCUCCAUCUCUUCCUAGAGCGCUGACUCUCCUCUUUGCUUUAUUUCUACAGGUAUGAUGUCGAUUCAAAGAGUGCCAACCUUUCAAAACACGUGAGUACCAAAACUUACCACUGAACACUCAUUUUAAACAAAACCCUCUUGGCUUUUUUUUUUUCUUUACGUCACAGCUCUUCCCUCUUAUCUGUGUUUGCGCUGGUGUGUCCAGUCAGUCCGGUUCGCCCAGACUUCUCUGUAAACACACGUGAGGCAGGGGGAGUUAUUAGUGGAAACAGAGGGAGAGUAUUUUUCUUCACAAACCACAAAUAAGUCAGUCAGCAAUAAUAAAGAUUUACAGAUUUAUAAUUUUACCAAAGAGGUCCUUUAACGAAAAGAGAAGCACAGCACAUACAGGUCAUACUCUGGUGACGUGUCAUUUUAAACAUAUGUCCAGUUAGUUCAGCUCUAGAGUGCAUGUAACUCCAACAAGUUCCAGUGGUUUCUUCCAUUUCUCCUGAAACGCCUGAAUCCUCCCGUUUAUAUAAUGUCCCAAUUUUUCAAGAGUCACAACUUCACAUAUCAGAGAUUUCCACAUCAGAACAGAAGGCGGGUCAUCUCCAACCCACUUUACAAGGAUUGCUGUCCUUGCCAACAUUAAAGGUCAUUACACACCGGGGCCGACACGAAUAUAGGACGUGAACUUACGAUAUAUCAGGAGGCGAAUUUUGACGCUCCUGACUAUACGUAUCAAGCCCGAUACGAUUUUGUGACUUUCCGGGGGGAAAGCACUUAUAGCCAAUCAAAGGCGAUAAGAUAAGCACAUGAAUCUAUGGUAACAACCGUUAGCUUAUGUUAGCAAUGAUAAAAUUUAAAACCAAAACGUUUAGCAAACUUUUAAAGCAUGCAAACUAUCGUCAUAUGAGAGAUCCGACACUAUGACUCUCCACAAGUUGUCCUUCAGGUCGUUAUUUUUGUAAUGUUUGCACUCUGUUCUCCGACACGUAAACAAUCAGCCAUGUUGGAUAUACCGGUGAAUCUGACGUCGCAACAACACAACAACACGCAAUCUGAUUGGUCAGAAGUGGACACCCAGUAUGCAAUCUGAAAAAAUAAAUGCUGCAAUAUCGCAGAACGGGAAAACAUCACUGAUGUGAACGCUUGUAUUAACAGGAUACGAGUUCGAAAAAAAAUAUUGACGUCCAAAAUAAACGCACAACAAAAACGGUCCCGGUGUGUAAGGACCUUAAGAGUGAUUGAAUCACCUCUUCAUGUUGUUUAAGAGAAUUGGGGACACUUCCGAGCAAACAUAAAAGUGGAGUUGCUGGCACCUGUUGUCAUAUUGUGAUACUGAUAUUCGCACAUAUUGGCCUCCAGAAUACCUCAAUUGUAUUGCAUUCCCACAGGCAGUGCAACCUAGUGCGUGCAUGACUUUAACAUUUGGGACAAUUCGGUGAAACUCCUGCUGUAUAUUUACUGUAAAUGUACGGUGAUAUAUAGAUAUAAAUAUGUUAUUUAAGAUCUUAUAUUGUAAUUCUCUAUAUCUCGCCUGCUCCUCUUCAAAGUAAAGCACACGGGACGUGAGUUGUAAUAUCAGUGUUUUGCACUUGAACAGUAUUAAUAUACUGCCACCUAGUGGGUAAAAAGAGUUACUUCCUGUGACGAACACACCUGACCUCUAAUUUGAGGCUGUCAUCCUGCCCGCUCUUCUAUACAAUCCCCCCCGUUGUCUUUUUACCGUGUCAAUCCGUCACUUAUUUUUCUCUCACCCCUUCUCCUCGUACUCUCUCAAUUUCUCAUUUCCCUCCCGCGGUCUGUCUGACUGUCUCUACCCAUCGGCUCAAUCAAUGAUCUCAUCCACGUAGAGAUUGGUAUGUAGGCGGGGAGAGGCAGCGGACCAGCCUCAAAGCGGGUCUUGGGAGAGAAGCCGGAGAGCCGAGCCAUUACAUGGUGUUUUUGACAUGGGGGGGGGGGAGCGAGGCUGCAGGCGCACGUGAGCCCAGCGAGUCUGACAGACGAGCGAACAGACGAACGAGCAGCCUGAGGGAGUGAGGGGGGAGAUGAAAUACAACCAAUACUCAUUAUUGCUCUUAUUAUAACCAGAUUUAUUCUUGUCAAAAAUAGCACCAUGAUAUAUUUUUAACAUCUACUGUAUUAGUUACACAAAGCCUCCUCUCAGACCCUGCUGACAUCUCACGCUGAUAACAGCACCAGUUGCUAGGUGCUUUGUUGCUUGACUGCACGGCCUCUCCAUCAAAGACGGAGAAAUUAUGUAGCGUAACAGAAAAAAAACCUGAUCUAUAUAUAUAUAUGUAAUCCUGUCAUGUCUCUGCCUGUGUGCGGGUAUCAGCUGUAGAGUUUGAUUAUAGGAUGGUGAUUUAAUUUACCAGAAAAGUGGCGUUGGAGCACGGUGGAGCAGGUGAGGGCUGGUGGGAGGACAGCUCAAUCCGUGUGUCGCUGUUAUGUGCCAUAGGGAAUAUUGACGUUUCUGAAAUGGUGUUGUGCCCUCCGGAGCUGGGCGGCUCAUGAAAUCAUUAUUUCUGUUGGUUUUUGUUCAAUAAUUAAAAUUUGAAACCUGUUUUAUUGUGUUUUGGUGCACUCGCCUGUAAAACAGCUAAUAUGUAUUUUUAAACUCUCUCUGUCUCUCUGUGCAGGAUUUUCUGGGCCAGGCCUGCUGUACUCUCGGAGAGGUAGUUGGAUCCCUGGGCAGUCGCAUGGAAAAGCCACUUGGGUGAGUGAUGGUGUAAGCUAGAGGUGUUCUUAUAUUUGAGUGAUGAUCACGGCAAACAAAACCUGCGACCCUUGGAGCGAAUUUUCACCGUAGAAGUGUCCAGACGUUUCUUCUGAGGGGUUUCUACACAUAAGCAUCAAUCAUGUGCAAGCAUGCUAACACCGCCACGUUUCUCUGUGACUGUUAUUAAAGGUGGGGUAGGCAGGAUCUGAGGAAGUGCCAGUUUUUUGGGAGAAAUCUUGAAUUUAAACUCUACCCCUCCCGACCAGUUCUCCCCUCAGCUCCUCCUCUCCCCUCCCUCUCUGCUCCAGCAAGCCCCGCCCACAAACAGACGCUCGCGCUUGCCCGUAUCGUUCCAAUUAAAUUCAGAUAUAAUGCAGAUAAACUCUUCCAGCAGGUCCCGUUUUACAAGAAACACUUCUGUUACAGACACUUGGCUUACUUUGUUAAAGCGGUUUACCUGUCCAUCAGUGUAGGUAGCCGUACGGUUAUAAGUCUGUAUGUGUCACGUGGUGUUUGUGGUUGCUGUGGUAACGUGCGGGAGCUUGGGUCACGUGGGGCACAGGGUGAAUCCCAGGUAGUUAUAAAAAUACGUCGUUUACCUGCAGUCAGGUGGAGAGAGGGGUGCGGGGUAGCUGUAAUUUUUGUUCAUAGUAUAGCAAAGCAUUGUUUCGCUCUGGUUUGCCUUUUGUUUGAUCCUGCUGUGUAUCCAAAGGAGUCCCUUGUGUGUGACCACAAGCAGACGUUUCAUAAAAGACACCGUAAAGUGCAUCAUAAGCCUCUUGCUUGUCUAUGGAGAAAGCGAUAGCGCGUCGGACAAAUACUGGACCCUCAAUUUUCCUCUCAAGCGACAAGGUUGGCCUUUGGAGUCGCUACACCCGGCUUUAUAGCUCUUGUCCGGUCUACCUGGGUUUUAAGCGCCUGUUGUUCCGCCAGAGUCUUCGGUAUUUACUUUGUUUUCUUGCUUGUGUUGGAGGAGGAUUCAGACAAUUUUCUGUACUUUCAGGUUGGUUUCUACUGUCUGAUGUUGUAGCACGCUAACUUUGUUUGGGCUCGUUAUUCGAGGGUGUGGAGCAUGCCUCACAACCAAUCAGGUCGGGGAGGUGGAGAACGGCUUUUUUACUGUCAGAAUAAGCGGACUGCUCAAAAAACACAGCGAUAUCAUUAUAUUCCCAAAUGUCAUCAAUAACUACUAGCUAUGGACUGAUAUUAAAGGAUUUUUUGUUCAUACACCACAAACAAAGAUGCUUUUUUAAUGGAUUCUUGCCUACCCCACCUUCAAGAAAAUGACUUUCUACAAUUGCACCUGAAGAUGGUCACUAAGGGGAAUGUCCUCCACACAGGGACCCUCUCAAAUAAGACCUAAAAACAAUAACCUCUAUAUCACCCAGCAAACCUUGAUGCGAUUGUUUCUAUUUACCUCCUCGUCCGUUGAGUAGCAAUCUCCGUGGAAAUUGCAGCUGAAGGUUUCCCACUCUCAAAGAAAGAGACAUUAUUCUUAUGUGCACCAUGGACACCUUCUAAGUGUUGUCAACCCCCGUCCUUCCUUCCACACACACACGGCGCUCAGUGUAGCUCAGUCAACACGCUGAAGUGUCCUUGAACACGACACUUAACCCUAACCUGCUGGCGUUGUGCGACCGGGAUUAGUUAAAACUGAUGGAUGCCACCUCUGCGUGAACGGGAGGAUGCUUGUAAAAGUGCUAAACAGUCACACUCAUAAACACACAGCUUUACCGCGACCUCAUGGACCAUAUUCUCAAAGAUGUCAUGAGCGCUUUGUCGCCGAAAUAGAAAGUCUGUCAUUAAUAAUUGAAAACAAAGAUGGAGAGGAGAGAGGGGGCCGCAGAUGUCGAGGCUGUUAUCUUGCUGAGGUUGUGUACGUUUAUUGUGUAUGCAUGACUUUUAUAGACACACACCUGCAGCUCGACAACGACGGGGGGUAUAUUUAACAGUUUUAAUGAGGGCUAAUUACAGAUAAUGAUAUUGUUCGUUCAAACUCCUGCCAUGUAAGCGUGCACUUUUAUGUAUAAUGUAUCCCUGCGAGUUUGAAGUCCGCUUUAUCUAUUCUGUUUUCUUUACUACUACAAAAUAAUUACUCUUGAAGUCUUGAAUGAAACUCAGAUUAAAGCGCUCUGUAGUGUUGCCGUGUUAGUAACCCGAUCAGGUUUGCUCCUUCAGUUAGGAUUAUAAUUAAAACGACAUACCUGUGCAGCUUUUUUUCCCCUGGUCUGCGUGAGCCUUUUCUGCAGGAACAUGUGUGUGUGCCGCAGCCCAGAAGUGGUCCAGACAUAAUUACCCAUCUCGCCAGACACUGAUUGCAAAACCGUGAGCCUUAAUCAGCGGAUUCGCAGAGUCUCCUCGCACCCACACAGACUCAGGAACACGCUAACACACAUAUACACACAAAAAGAGAGAGAGAGAGAGAGAGAGAUGUUUGUGGAGCGCUUCCCAAAUUAGAGUGCUUUUUUUAUGUUGUGAAUAAAAUAAUGAGGAGAGAGCGACUAACUUGUAAAAAGAUUGUCUCUUUCAAGAAGUUUUUUAAUUAAAAUCACAGAGUUUACGGUGAAAACUGAACUUUAAUGAUAAAAAACAACAAUAACACAAUGUGAUAUCGACCUCGUUUAUCGGCUAACUUGCUGUUUCAAAUUCAACCAUUGGCUCUUUAAUCUCAACCUUAUGCUUUGUCUUUGUGUUUUAUUACAGAGGGAUUCCAGGGAAGAAGUGUGGCACCAUUAUUGUGAAAGCCGAGGAGCUGAACAACUGCAGGGUGAGGACGCACGUGAACUUUCUGAUACGUCGUUCUUGGUUCUGUCUGUCUCUUCUGUUUGAGUUUAACACUUGACGUCUUACUUGCUUUCUUGGUUAAACUGUAACUGAAUUUAGACACUUGUUCCUUGUAGGGCUGGGCGAUAUGGCAAUAUGGAUAUGUUACGUUACCUGCGCUACUCGCUAUACAGACCGUGUAUAAGCUUAAACGUUACCCUUCACCUUAGUCGAAGACGGUCCGACAGGAUUUGAUGCGCUCCUUAAAGACUCAAAACAAGUCGGAAAUAACAUUGUGUGUUGUUGUUCUGACAGUGCGAGUAGAAAUCAUUUGUGCCGCAUUGAUAAUAAUGCUACUAAUGCUAGUAAUGCUACUCGCUAUGUAGACCGUGUAUUAGCUUGAAUAUUACCUUUCACAUUGAUAGAAGAGGGUCAGACAGGAUUUGAUGAGCUCCUUGAUGACUCACAACAAGUUGGAAAUAACGUUGUGUGUUGUUGUGCUCACACAGUGCGAGUAGAAUCAUUAGUGGCGCAUUGAUAUUAAUGAUCAUGUGAAAUUUCAGUAGCGGCACACGUAAUUUGGCAGUGGUGGUGCGCUGCUGCUAUAUGAAUGUAGGGAAAACACCGCUGAUACAUAUAAGUCCGAGGUAGAACUAUGAGAGAUAAAAACUUAUUUUUUUAGGUGUGGCGGCUUUUAUUUAGCCGUGAAUAAUUGCAUGUAGGGGAAACCCUGCACGAUAUCGCACGAUAUAUUGAGUGGUUCACCUCGAUGACGAUAAAUGGACGAUAACUACUCCACAAGCUGCUCACCCCCUCCCACAUUAACUUCGUCUACUUCAGCCGCUACAACUUUUGAACCGUCCUCCAUCUUCUCACCUGUCUUUCCCUCUCUGUUACGGACUGGAUGAGAUGGAGUCACGUCUCUGAUGCAGGACAGCGUCUUAAAGGGACAUGAAACCAUAGCCUACCUACACUUAUCCAAAACCAACUUUUAUUUAUUUAUUUUAUUGACACCGAAUAUACCGAUAUGGGCAAAAUGACGUCGGUUAUUGACGGAAAUUUUGGUAAAUUUUUCGGUUUAUCGCCCAGCUCUACUUUCUGCACAAUCUCUCUGAAGGUUCCUAGUUCCUGCAGCGGAGAAGCACCUCAGGAGUUGCAUUAAGAGGAAUUUAUUGGAGAAGAGGGGGAACAAAAAUCCCCGACCAAAAGACUUUAAGAAACUUUUACGUUGCAUUCAUUUAUUUCUCUGUUUCUGCUCAUUAGGAAUCAGUAAUGAUGCAGUUCUGCGGAAACAAGCUGGACAAAAAAGAUUUCUUCGGCAAGUCUGACCCCUUCAUGGUUUUCUACAGGAGUAAUGAGGACAGCACGUGAGUCCUUCCUUCCUUCCUUCCUUCCCUUCUACAUGUUUCCUUCUCUCCUUCAUGAUAAAUGUAAUCCUUUCAUCCGAAGGGAAUUGGAUUUAUUGAUUCGCCCCGGAUCAAAAGCUCUGCUGCCUGUUUAAGGAUGUGUGUGUGAGUUACAUGUGGGAAUGGUGUGCUUGGGAUGUGCAGGAAGCAGGAUGCUGUUAACAAGUGGAUGUUCAAAUGUGUGUUUGUGUUUGUGUGUUUGUGUGUGUGAGAGAGAGUGUUCGAUCCGGCUCUGUGGGCUCCUCUUUUUCAUCCUGCAGUGUGUGACAAGUCAGAUAAGACCUUGUGCUCUGUGGGUGGAAGAUACCGAGUCCACCCGGAGCGGUCAAUCCAGUCCGUCGUUAUUAAGGAAAAAUACUAUCACUGCGUUUUAACUUACAUACUUUACCUCCUUCCCUUUUAUCCCUAACUUCCCUUCUUCCUCGACUCCUUUUCUCUUCCGCUUUCGUCCAUCCUCAUCUUCCUCCGCAGGUUUACCAUCUGCCACAAGACAGAGGUGAUAAAAAACACGCUGAACCCAGUCUGGCAGGCCUUUAAGAUUCCCGUCCGGGCUCUUUGCAACGGUGAUUACGACAGGUGAGUGGAGUAAAGCGAAGAGUACUCAUUUGUCACUGACUGACAUGAAACCUGAGAAACCAAGAUUCUCUAUCAGGUUGAGAUAAACAGCAUGUGGGCUGAUAUCGUAAGCUACAACGUCAAGUUGAAACACAUUUACUUAUUUAUGGGAACUAGCUUGUUAAAGGUGAUAUUCAAAAUGGCACUUUUCUCUCCUUCUCAAUCUUCUUUCUGUCAUUAACUUUGAAAUAUAAUGUCCUGUUACAGUCACAUAUUCAGUCUUUUCUGUGAGUCCCUGAGCUCCAUCAUGCCGUAGGUUCCUCCAAAUCGCUGCUGCAGAUGUUCUGUUAAUCAGAGGUUGUAUCCAUCUGUGUUAAAUAUAUGAUUUAGGCAAAAAUGUGCAUCUGGAGGAAAAAUUUAAGUUCUUCAAGCAAGUUACUACAGAACAAGAUUAGAUAGAUUAGAUAAAUGAGUUCACCCCUUCAGAGUUGUCAAAAACCCUUAAGUUUCCUUUCAGAAUUAACAUUUUCUAUGUCAGACUAUACAAAAAAUUCUCCCCCAAAUGUAGGCCAUGGAUUUGAAACAUGAUUUUUUAAGUUGCAUACAAACAAUAUUUUUGUUUGUUUAAAAUCAGGAUGCAAAUAUGAGUAGACCACAACAAAGUUCUGGGAGCACAGCUACAUUUUAGUUAUCAUAUCACCCUUAUUCUCAUCUUAUGGUAAAUAAAAUAUUAUGUUAAACUCACCUUUGUUGUACUUUUGCUCAUCUAGAUAUUGAGUAAUACAUUACUUUAAAUAGGGAGUGUACUGACUUAUGCUAGGUACUGUAUUUAUUUUAAGAUUGUUCUGAGAAAAAUUCAGGUGUCUGACUAUUUUUCUCAGUAUUCUGACUUUUUCUUCUGAAUAAUAAUGAAAAAAUACAUAAAUACAGUAUUUUGGACCUAUUUUUCCUUCAGUGGAUCUUAUCCUCUCUCGUAAAUUACUAAUAACUGAACAUUUCCAAAGAUUGAUACCAUUAAUCUUGCGAAUCGCCUCUCUAAUCUCAACCCAAUUUCAUCCCAAGUCAUUCUGCAUACUGAAACUGCCUCCUCUCCUCUCCUCUACUGUCGUGGGGCCGUCCUCCUCCUCCUCCUCCUCCUCUUCCUCAUCUGUGUGGUUUCAUCCAUUUCAUGCAUUGAUAGCAUCUCACAGGCAUUGAAAAGAAGCAGACAAAAGGAUUUGGUUUGGUGUACCUGGCAGACAGCAGCGUUGAUCUGACGCUUAGUCCAAUAAGCUUAUUAGAGGAGUGGAGACACACCAUGCCUUAUGAAUUGGAGACUCAGGAAACUCUUAGUGGAUUACACACUCAUAAAACACACAUACUCACUCACACACACACUCACACACACACAUGUUGUGUCGGCCUCCCUGCAGUCUGUGAGGGGAGAUAAGGAGGCUUGCAAACAAUAGGGAACAGUGUUGUUCAGACUCGAGGUGCUCUGAUGGGCAGGCUGCCAGUCCCUUCCCACUUCUCCUCCUUAUUGCCUCUUUUCCUCUAAUGGACAUCUCACUCUAAGAAGCUUUUAGGCCCAUUAACGCUGCUUUACUUCCUGGGGUGUGUCUCUAAACUCAAUGACAGUAAAAAAGAAAGAGGAAGAUUAAGCUGAUGAACUUUAAGGCCACAAAGUUUUACCCAAUCCUCCGAUAACAGCUAAUUUUAAAAACAUUUAUUGUUCAGUUUCUCUCCAUGGGGCCUUUUGCUCUCUCUCUCUCUCUGUUUUUAAUUUAGAUUCCUCGCAAUCAUAUCUUUUUGCAUCUCUCUUUUUCCUCCUUUUCUUGCAUUCGUCAGGAUUAAAUAACACCUCUGCUGAAAACAUGGGCAGAUAGAGUGAUAGAGCAGCAUCUGCCUCUCGUAAACUCUUGUUAUUUUCCUGGUCAGCUCAAAAGAAAUGCCUCAAAAGAUGUUGAGAUGAGAAGAGGGUGUUACCAGGACGUACACAGUGUCAGACAGAUAAUCCGCAGAAUGAUAACAAUGAAGAAAUAGGAGUUAGACACAUCAAUUUUACACAUUAUGUCUGCAAUAAAAAAUUUACAGGGUAUCCUCGGCACAUUAAAACAUCUAACAUCCAAUGAUUUGAGUUUUAAGGCCUUAAAAUGCCUAAAAAUCUCUAAAAAUCUCAUAAAAGGUUUUAAAUACAAUUUAAGGUCUUAAAAUGUAUUAACUCUGUAGUAACAUUUGAAGUAAUGUAAAAUUUUCCGAUUUCCUUUUAUGUCUAUUGUACUUUUUUACCAUUAAGGAUGUAAAAUGGGUCUUAAAAUGUAUUUGUUACGGUCUUUCAAAACUCUUAAAACAUCUUAAAUCCAAUAAUUUGAAUUAAAGGCCUUAAAAUAUCUGAAAUUCUCUUAAAAUCUCAUAAAAGGUCUUAAAUGUGAUUUUUAAAAGGUCUUAAAAUGUAGUGACUCUGCUUACAAAUAAAGAACGUGCCGUGGGAACAAAGAUUGAUUUAAUAUAAUGUAAAAUUCUCCGAUUUCCCUUCAUGUCUUUCGUACUUUUUGCCAGUUUGGAUGUUAAAUGGGUCUUAAAUUACAUUCAUUACAGUCUUUAAAAGCUCUUAAAAAGUCUUAAAUUUGACAUAACUAUUAUUCUUUGAAGCUCCUCAAACGAGUUUUUUGUCAUUCAUGAAACAGUCUGAAACUCAUCUUAAUGUCUUUUAAUGAUACACAAACUCAAACAAGACCAUCAGCUACAAUUUCUAUAUCUUCAUUUUUAUUGUCUGAAAUCAUGCAGUUAAAGAAACGGCCCUGUUUUUCCAAUUUCCUCAACAAGUACGACAUUUGACUGUCAAAGUCAGCGGGAUGAGAUUUGUGGUCAUAAAAAAGUACUCGAGCAUGAGUGAAGACUGCAAGGGUCGCACAACAUCUUCUCAAAAUACACGAACAAAUAUGAUGAGAAGUGAACUCCGAUUGAGACUAAUCUCUCUUAUUGUUUUGCUUUUGUCGCAACAGAACAAUCAAGAUCGAAGUGUACGACUGGGACAGAGAUGGCAGGUAUUUCCCUCUUUGUUUUUUUAUUUGAUUACUGUAAACACGGUGACCUGGAGCAAGUUUAGCCACUCAUGUGUCCUUGUGAUCUUAAUCCAGAUAAAUAAGAGCAAUUUCCCAAACAGUCUUAUACCAGAAUUAAUCUAUUCACCCAUUUUUACUUCUGUAUCUUGUCUCACUUCCUUCUCUUUGUAGUCAUGACUUUAUCGGGGAGUUCAGCACCAGCUACAGAGAGUUAUCUAGAGGGCAGAGCCAGUUCAACGUCUACGAGGUCAGUUUGUGUGUGUUUGAAGUAGAUAUCAGCUCCUGUGUUUUGUUGUCGUCUCCUUAAACCUGGCAGAAGGAGAGUGUUUCCAAAUCAAAAUACUUGUUCCAAAAAAGCAGAAAAUGCUCGAUUUUUCGAUCUUAAAAACUCAUAAUAUCAAACUGAGAGCCUGAUCCGUAAAGUGAGGAAGAAAUUUAACAUCUUUUUAGAUUUGAUGAUCAGCAUAUUCUUCAAAAUCAGAGGAUUUUCUUUAAAAAACACCUGAAGAGACUUACUCAGCUGACUUUAAACUUCCCCGCUGAUCACUGGAGCUUGUGUGUUUUGUCGCCUCCUCGGUUUCCCCGCCAGCAUUUCAAUUUUUUGGUCUAGUUGCUUUCAUCAGCAUCUCGUGAAAACAGCAGUCAACAACGAAGGAGCAAACAGCGCGCCCAGUUAGAGGAAAGCUCGUAAACAUCGUGAAGCGGUUGGCAUUGAAAGAGGCAGAUAUUUCCCCGGGGAGCCGGUGGAGACCAAAACAAAGCAAAGUGUACUUCAGGGAUGCUUUUAUCACUUUUACGACGCUUAUGAACUCGACAAAAAACGUUAAAAAUGUUGGUGAUAAUCUCGUCAAUUUUAGGUGGUGAAUCCAAAGAAGAAAGGGAAGAAGAAAAAAUACCUCAACUCUGGGACGGUAAGGAGCUAUCAUGUUUCUGCUCAGUCAUCAGAGGAAACUGUAUUUAUUAUAACGCGCCAUUAUUACUGAUUUAACGCUCUUCAUGGUCCCGUCACUUCCAGGUCACGCUGCUGUCAUUCCUGGUGGACAUUGAGGUCACCUUUCUGGACUACAUCAAAGGAGGGUGAGUGAAGAGCAAACCCUCUUUGAAGGACUUCUGUGAGGUUGGAGACGUGUAGUCUGAUAAUAAUCACCUGACUGUGACUCAGUGUGUAUGAUCCUCCAAGGAUAAUGACCUCCCAGCGUGUGCGUCUGCAUGAGAGCCGAGAACUGUGAGCAGGAAAAACUGAGAAAUGACCAGUCAGAUACGUGUGUGUGUGUGUGUGUGUGUGUGUGUGUGUAAUCUCGUAUUGUGUUUCACCCCUUGCCCAUGUCGUGUGUGUGUGUGUGUGUGUGUGUGUGUGUGUCUGUGCACAUGUGCUUGUGUGUGUUUAGUGCUCAGGAGGAUUGACUGCGUGCAACCAGGCAUGGUGCGAUUGCUCGCCUACACACUCUGCCUUCAUUAGACUCACAGAGGGGGAGACUGUCAUGGCAGGAGAAAGGGACGUGUGUGUGUGUGUGUACAGUAGAGGACUUGUGAGAGGGUACUCACAUGACGCACAAACGCACACUCCUGUGAUUAUUCCCUUACAGCUCCAUUUGUGUGUGCGAUUAAAUCUGCAAAUUUUAGCCCGUUUAAGACGAAUCGGUAAUCGGCCAAAACUCGCCAAUUGUAGCUGAUAUUUUCAGAAAUAAAUUCGGUUUCACUUCGAAAAUGUUCUGCCAUUUCGAAAGUUCCCCCGACUUAUCCUGUAGAUGGUGCAGCGACCUCAUGGCGAUCUUCAUCCACGAACUACCUCACAGCAGAGUGACGGAUCUGAAGCAGAAAGCUCAGGGACGCAGUUGAAAACGCUUUUUUGGUCCGAGUUUGAUUCAUGAUAAAUACGUGGAAUAUUACUGAGAUGAUCAGUCGGUUUUCCUGUUGACGUGAAGAGCAGUAAAAAAAAAAAAAAAACAACUUCAAAAGAACGAGUUAUUUAGUUACAUAAGAACAAUAUUAAUGUAACAUAGUUAACUUAACUAUUUGCUCUUUACACAAAAUACCUCGUUCUUUUUCAGAUGUUUUAGCAAUAAAAAGGAUUUGAAGUGAGUUUUCUGCCUUUAAUUCUUUGAAGAAAUGUUUGAAAGGCUCAAAAGCAGCCAUUUGUUAAAAAAAAUAGUAAAUAUGUAGAUAUAUUACUUCAAUUAACAAAAUUUGAAAACCUUAUAAAAAAUUUUUUAAAUCGUCAGAUUAAUCAGUAAUCAGAUUUUUUUCCCCCCGAUAAAAAUCGGUAUCGGCAUUGGCCCCAAAAAAUCCAUAUCGGUCGGGCCCUAGUUUUUAUUUUAGAUUCUUCAUAAUUUCUUUUUUUUAACUUAAAUUUUAUUUGCAUUUUUAAACAUAACAGAAACAAGACAAACUGUCAUUCAGAGAAAAGUAUAAAUAAAUACAAACGAACACAAAACAUGGAGUCAUUCACAGAGACGAAAAGAAAAUUGUCCAUGUAGCCUCCAUCAAAGUUGUCCAUUUUUUAAAGUAUUGUGAAUAGAUUUAUAUUUGAUCCAUUUUUCCCACUUUCAGGUGUUCCUCCACCAUGUCCAGCCAGUUUUUUUCUGAUUGGGUGGAUUCUCCUUACAUUAAAUCCUCGUGCUGGCUUUCUUUAAUGCUGCAAGUCUUUAUACUUGGAGUGGUGAAGAAUCUGAUGGUGUUUUUCCAGCAGAAUUCCCUCCAGUGUCUAGAAUUAGAAGUCUUCAUCUGAGUCCUGCACAGAUUAUACCAUUUUUUUUCAGUUAUUUCCCUCAUUCUUCAUAAUUUCUUUAACUCGGGUGCUGGUUUAUCGGAGUAAAUCCACCUCCCAGCAGUAUCUUUAGUCUGGUAGACGGGGUGUUUUUAUGAUUUCCUUGUUUUCUUUUUUGGCCUCCGUUACCACUUGUCUGACCGGAUGAAGUGCCAAGUGCUGUCCCACUGCUUGAAACCUAAAUGGACUGUGAUGGUCCGGCAGCACUCACUCCAGCUGCAUAAUGGGGCAGACUUUGUACUUGUGCACACACACUCAAGGAUGCAAAAACGUAAACACAGCGUUUUUUGCAGAUGCAGACUCACACCCUCUCAGGUGCCUUUUUCAUGGUGGGACUAAUCUCCUUAGACUGUUCAUGCAGGUGUUUGUAAAUUUCCCGUCUCGUUCAGUUUCCUGGUAUUUUAUCUCUGCUUCUGUCCCCGAUUGUCCUCUUCUUAUUUUUCUCUCGUCUCCUGACUGACGGCUUCAAUCCAAUCAGCUAAUUGCUCGUUCUGAUCUAACCGGGAACAUGAUCUGUUGGCAGCAUUCGCAUAAAUAACUGAUUUUGGAAGCCUCGUCUCAAUCCAAGCAUCGCCGCUCUUCUUCUACUGUAUAUAAUUUCUGUGAUAACGCAUUAGUACCACCCGUGGAUUUCAACAAAAAGAGGCCCGCAUUCAUGAGCAUCGGGACAGAAAUGAAGAAUUGCUGGCUAUAUCUUUCAUAUUGAGACGAGUCUGUGAAGGCAGCUCUGUCACUCAUCGUGACAGAUAUUGUUUUCUUUUGUUUGCAUUGUGAAUUGAGCAUUGAAAACCAGAAUAGAAGCAGAGGAGGACUCUGCUUGUUUGGAGACGAGACUGAGAGGUUAUCAUCAGAGUCUCAGAAAGCAGGAAAAGCUACAUGAAAUUAAACCCAGCCUGGUCAUACAAAGACCGCCGAUAUGAACUCGCUGCAGGUACGAGCUGUUAAUCUCUCCAACUCUGCUCUCCGCUCUUCAAGCUAGAUGGACAACCAUCCGACCAGCGACGUCUGUUUGCAUAUCAUCAGGAGAGGUCACACUGCACAACCUUUGAUGCUGUUUUUAGGCCACUCAGUGCACUCAUGCAUAUGUUUCCCUCUGGCACUUAGAUAUAUGAGAAAAGGAGACUUCUCUGGAACAUUUUAAAAGUCUUUUUUUUUUGUCUGAAUAGAACAUUUUCACUUUUCAGUCAAAAAAAAAAAAAGUUUGAGACUGUUGGGAAAGUUACCGCCACACCCCAAACACAAACGAUGUGUGUUUGGAUGCAGAGGUGCAGUAAAAAUUGACGGUCUUUCCCUUUAAAUGCUGUAUGUAUUGAAUUGAACCAUGCUGCCUGCAUACGGUAAGAAAAGACUUGUCAUAGGGGAGCUGGAGCGACACAUUACAACAAAAAGUUGCUCUGCUCUCCUUCCGUUCAGUCUCCGUCCCCCGGUUCACCUUGUUCCUCACGCUGUUACUCUCCCCCUCUUACAAAACUGCGGUUCUUCGCUCAAACUUUGUGCGUGCGUGACAGAGGGAUUUGGUCGGAGAGACAGAGAGCAUGCAUAAUUUAGACCGCUCGUGGGGAGCUGGACCAGAAUUCACAAGGAUCCCCCUCCCUCAGCUGCCUCGUCCUUGCGGCUGUCUGCUUUGAAAAGCAGUUUUACUGGGUCUUUUCCAUCCGGGCCCCUCACUUUGGAAAGACCUCCCAGGGAAGAUCAGAUGUGCAGAAACAGUCACUGCUUUUAAAUCACGUCUUAAAACUCAUUUUUAAAGACUUGCUUUUAUGUGAUUUUUGUCUUUUUUAAAACCUUUUACGCUUCUUAUACGCGGUACAACAUAUACCGCUAAUUUAAUUUCACAAAAACAAAACAGAAGUGCUAACAGAUAAUAUGUUACAUGAGCUUUUACUGUUACUCUUUACUGUUGAUGCACUGCGCUGCCAUCUUGGAUUAUGACGUUGUCGUCAAGUUGGGGUUGGUGAGGAUUGUCCAACUUUCCGAGUAGGAAAUCCUACUUGAGGUGGGCGUUCCAGUUGAGUUUCUGACUCGUAGCAUAUGACCAUGCCGUCAGCUUCUGUGUGUAACAAUAUAUGAAGAAUAUGUUUUGUAUAGAAAUCAAUAGAAGAAAUAAAUGUGGGUGAAAGAGAGGAAGAAGGGAGGUUGAAGGAUUGUUGAUUAAUGACUCGUUUUCUUCUGUUCUUGUCUCCUCAGGACCCAGAUUAACUUCACUGUAGCCAUUGAUUUCACAGCCUCAAAUGGUGAGAUUUUUACCAAAGUUCACACACACACACACACACACACACACACUUUUAAUGGGCACGUUUUCCAAAUCCCCGGAGAGCAGUCAUUGAAAUAAAUGAAAAUGGUGAAUCAAGAGUUCGCUAAUAACCCUCUCUAAACACCUGGUGGCUGAUGCCGAGUGUGCCAACGUGCCAUGAUGGCCCAGUUUGAGGACUGCGUUAACCACCUACCCGUAGAUCUGCUCCCCAAAGUCUAUCCGAUCUCAUCAAGAACGAUGUCAAUGGAGUCGAUUAAGAAAGCAGCUUGAAUAAACGCCAUAAUCAGGGGUACGAAGCAAGUCUGUUGGUGAAUCAAGAACCGUCCUUUGUGUGUCCCCUUUGUCACGAACAGGUAACCCCGCCCAGCCCACCUCACUCCACUACAUGAGCCCCUACCAGCUGAAUGCCUACGCCAUGGCGCUGAAGGCUGUCGGAGAAAUCAUCCAGGACUACGACAGCGAUAAGAUGUUCCCAGCACUCGGGUUCGGAGCCAAGCUGCCUCCUGAUGGGCGGAUCUCCCAUGAGUUUGCUUUGGUUAGAUUGAGAUUUUGGAGUUUUCAUCACAGGCUUAUUGAUUAAUUUGUGUCUCCUUGUCAAAGUUUCAACUCGAUUUUACUUUUUUUCCUCCUCUUCACAGAACGGGAACCCUCAGAAUCCUUAUUGUACAGGAAUCGAUGGAGUGAUGGAGGCCUACUACCAGAGUCUGAAGUCCGUUCAGCUCUACGGACCCACUAACUUCUCCCCUGUCAUUAACCACGUGGCCAGGUAGAAAAAUUAAUAAAUAAAAGACUUAAACAGUUUUCAUUUUUUUGUGAAAUUGUUCGUUUUUUUACAGUUUGACUGAUUUUCCUGAUUUCUUGUGUUGAGGUUGAAUUACAGCCUCGUUGCUAUUAAUGGUUUAUGUGUUUACCACAUCAUUCGAGACAUCUUGCAGGUACACUGAGUACAUAUCCCUCUGUGGCUGACACUUAAGUAUAUGUUCUUAGGUUGUCUGUAAUUAGCUCCGCACGGCGAGUACUGCCAGGUCGCUCACAAGAGUUUGAAAAAGAGGCAGAAGACAAACAUAGAAAGUCCCUGACAGCUGACUUCAUGUUUGACUGUGUCUCUGUGUGGGUGAGGCAGGAAAGACGCUCAUACUCAAGAUUGAGACAAAGUGUUGAAAUAAAGAUGACAGAAACAAACAGAGUGAUUUUCUAAUUACAGAUACAUGUUUUUUUUCUUCUAUUCCUGUGUUUUUUUGCGCAGGUAUGCCGCCUCCGUGAAGGAUGGCUCCCAGUAUUUCGUUCUUCUCAUCAUCACCGAUGGUGUCAUCUCAGACAUGGCCCAAGCCAAGGAGUCCAUCGUCAAUGUAAGGGCGUCUACUCACCUCCACAAACAGAACAAGGGUUUCUUUUUUAUCCUCUAACGCUGACAAGCUGCAAACAUUCAGACAGUAAUGGGUUGAGAGAGGUCUUACUUUGUGAAUUUGUUGGCAUGCUGGUGUCAGUAUGAGAUCAAGUCUUGGCUGAGUACCACCAUCCAGCAGGUCUGAGUCUGCACCAGAACCAAAAGGAACCGGCCAAUCACUUUGCGCCUCAUUCAAAAGAAAUCUCAGAUGACUCCAAACCAAAAUGUUUUUGCUAUUGUUGCCCUCCGAUGAAAACCACGUAUCUCCACUUUUUUUCAAUGAAUGGAUUGUCCAUAACCUUCCCUAACAACUGUUAGCUUUAGGUAUCCAAAUGACCAAAAUCAUCUUUUCAACACUUAAGGUGUCAGAAGUGUCAAUCAAAGCACGUCUCUCCAGUCUGUGAAUUUUUUUUUUUUGUAGAAUGGUAGAGGAAGGUCCCACCCUCCUUGGCCUCUGAUUAGCUGAAAGUGCUGGGCUCCGAUUGGUUCUUAAUAAUGGCUGUGAAACAUCAUCUUAUGUUGGUUUAGAGUUAGGGUUAGGGUUAGGAGAUUCAGAGUUGCAUUAAUGUUGUGUAAUGUUCUGAGCGUGUGAUGACGUUUCCAGCUUCUAAGCCAAUCAGAGGCGAAGGAGGCGGGACUUUCCCCUACCAUCCGACAAAAAAAAAAAAUUACCACCCGCCCCUGGAUCUAAACUGUCAUGUCUGCAAACAGACUUUAUACCGUGAAAGACUUAUUACAGGUUAAAUUCUGCAAUAAAUCUGCAUUCCGGUUACCUCAGAAGUUUGAUGUCGGAGCCAGUGGCGGUUCUAGACCAAAUUACUCCCCGGGCGAGCACCCCUCCCAGUGCCCCCCCCCCCCCACACACACACACACACACACACACACACACACACAAACAAACAAACAAACAAACACAAAAAGAGAUAGAAUUUUGAACAGAUAGUUUUGUAUUAUUAUCUAGUAUUAUUAUGAUUAGAACAACAAAAAUAAAAUAUUUCUCAAUUGCAGAAAUCCUUCAAUAGAAAAAAACACAAUCCUGAGGGCCAUUUUGAGAAGGUCUCCCAGAUCCUGAGGUUUUCUGACGUGUUAAGGUUUACAAAAAAGCUGUUAUCUCGGCCUCUGUAGUAGAUAGAAACAAAAUUCAAAAAGUAUUUGAGAGCUUAUACAUGUGGCUUUCAAGAAAGCUCUCUUUUAGUUUUGCAGACCUUCAUCACAUUUUUUAAACCUUGAACAAACAAACUUAAAUGAAAUAAAGCGGCUGCAUAAAUAAAAGUAAAGGCUCUGCACUGGAGAAUGACAAAUAAUUUGUUUUCUGUAAAACAAGUGUCAGUCAUGAUAAAGUGUCCAUUCAAUACAAAUGUAAAUAUAGAAAAUAAGGUGUUGAAAGGGUAUACAGCUGCCCCAGUAUACUGCCAGUACAAAAGCAGAACUAAAAACUAAAAAAUGAAUAAAUAAAUACGUGGCUGACAGUGUGUUCAUCUCUGUUCUCACCCAAAGUCGUGCAACACUCAGAGAAAACGCUGAUAGUGUGAGCCAAAGCACUCCAUAUGAAGAGGUUGUUCACACUGCUGGAUGUUUCUCCUCUGAAGCUGCUCUCUGCCUCAGUCAUUGUUUACUUUACUCAUGAAGCUCAUCAAGCACGUAGCAAGAUCCGAGCAUGAACCCGAGCGCUUUAUUCGCCUAUCGAAGGCAGACGGGUACGGUGAUUUGAUUCACCACGACUCUAGAAAUGAUUAAAAAACUACAAAAUGACGUCUCCGCGCUCCUGGCAGAGUAGAAAUGCGCAGCCGCGCUCCCGCUGAUACGCUGACAUGCGUACACAGAGCAGAGCUGUCCCCCCGCGACCCUCUCCCCGCCUCGUCUCACACAGUCUGUCAGCCUCUAUGCAGCACCUUCGGAGCAAGCAGGGGCGCUUACAGCAGCGGGGGGCGCCAAUUUGACAACAAGAGUUAAUACAAAACCGCUUUGCGGUUAAGAUUUAUCAUUGUUAUCUUUUAUUUUAUUUUUUUGGAAGUGCUCGUGCCGCCCCCCAUGAGUCAUGACACAAAUGCCGCCCCGGGCGGCUGCCCUGUUCGCCCGUGCCUAGAACCGCUACUGGUCGGAGCUGUCAGCUGUUGUUAGCUGUUGUCAGCUGUUGUUAGUUGUUGUUAGCUAUAUCAAGUGCAAACAAAGCACAACACAGUAUUUUACUCUUACAAAGGGGUGCUACUGCUACUUCAGGGGUGCGUUCCAGAUGAAUUUCCGACUCAGAGCUCAGAAAUCCCGACCUCCGAGUACAACUGGAACGCAGCAUGAGGUCUUGACAUGACGGUGUUGUUUACCUGUUAGAUCGCAUCACUUAGUUGUAUUUUUCGAUUUCUCCGCUGGCAUUAAAAUAAAAUCAGAGCCGGAGUUUUAUUGACAACCAAUGAAGAGAGUAGAAUAAGAAUUUUGUGUGGCGACUAUCUUUAAUGGCUUAGUCGCCGAGAGGCUGAGUAGGGAAAACAAUACCUCGCCCGACACGCUGGCUGUAGAAGCUUCAGUGAAUGGCUGUUGCUCCUUUUGAGGUUUAUUGAUGAAAAGAGACGAAGCACUUACAUGGAGAAAGGUAGUCAUUCAAUAUGAGCUGACUUCACUACUACUAGUGCUGACGUACAUGACUCUCAUCCCCAUAUGUAACCGCACAAUAAACAAAAAACUGUAGAGGCUAUGGCUGCCACGAAGAACUGGCACCUACACAUUUUUCAGCUGCUUUUCAGUAGACCUGCACCGUCUUUUGUUUCAGCACCGCGAACAGAGCUCUAUCUAUUAUCCACGCACACCGGCGAAACUGUAGAGAACCACUGUGCUAUGUGGAAUGAAGAAUAACCUGCUAUCAAUAGUUUACUAACGCAGUGGGACAUAAACAGGAUAUAUAAGACACGUAAAUAACCAAACGUCAUUGGAGCGCGUUAUUAAAAGAAACACACAAAUGUCCACUAUCACUCAGAACACAAAGCACAUAAGUCUGUUUACAAUACUAAAUGAGUCACUGAGGAAUAUGAUAUAUAUGUUAUAUAUAAAUAUAGAUUUAAAUUUCAGGUCCUAGUUAAGACUUUGAGAUUAAAGUCAUUACUAAUGAAAUUUAAAGUCAUAGGAAAAUCGUUACUUACAAGAAUAAAGUUGUGAUAAAAUCAUUAUUUAUGAGAAGAAAGUCGUAAAGUAAAUGAAGUCUUAAAGCUGCUUUUGUGGAGGAGCUUUGAGCUUCGACGAGAACCGCGUCUAUCUCUGAUGCCGGCACAACACCGGCAGCAACCUACACCUGCAGAGGCACCAACACCUUAUGGCAUAUAGAUUCAUACAAUAAACUAAAGCCAUAUGCUGUUGCUAUAAACGGCUGCAUUGAGAGAUUUAGCCUCUGCACAGCCAUUUCCAGCAAUUUCCCCCUCCUCAAAAACAGCGAUUCCCCACAAGUCUGUCUGGUUCUUUCUGCGGAAGAGAUGCAUUUCUUGCAUAUGUCCUGAUACUUGUGUGACAAUGUGACGCUGAAACGCCAAAGAGUUUAGUAUCUCCUUGUUUGUGAAACCAAACUACUGAAGUUCAAUUCAUCUAAAUGCUCCACAGCGCUCAUUCAAACGACAAACAGCAGGUUAGAAUAGCUAUUAGCUACAAAUUUAUUCUCGUAUAUAAUUAUUUUAUUACGACUUUAUUCUUGUAAGUAAUUACAAAGUCUAAAUUUUUUUUUCUUAAUGUGGCUCUAAUUUUCCGUCAUAGUUUUGGGUUUAUUUUUCCAUGCUACUACAAAAAAAAAAAAAAACGAAUUUUGGAGAAACGCUUUUCAACCAACAGCGAUGAUCCCUUAUGUUUUGUUGCAUCUGUAUUAUUAUCAUGCGUAUUGUGAAAAAUGUUGGUGUCAUUGAGGAUAGGAGUGUUUGGGAAGCUUACAUCUCUGUUUCUUUUAGCAUUUGCUGCACAGCCUUUACUCUUGACAGCAUGUUACUCACCCUGCAUCCAUCCUCCUCCCUCUGUCACUGUCAGCUCUCUGUGCGCUCCUCUGGGGAGGCCUGAGCGCGCUGAAUGCUAAAAACCAACAGUGAGUGGCAGCCGUUUUGGAGAAGUCAGUGAUCUACCUCACUGUGUUUUAUUGACUCUCUUUUAUCCUGAUUCAAAGUUAAUGAAAGAGGAUGGAAAAGGAGGAAAAGGAGCUUAAUGUGGCUGUACCCCCUAUAGAAGCAGAACUAAGACCUGGUCCAGGCCCGAACCGGCUCUAACAAUGACAAACAGAACAAAACACAUGCUGUUCGUAAGCUGUAAAUGAGCUGAGGCCAAUUUGUGGAUUCUCUGUUCAGCCCACACAGCACCACAGGAGGGGCCGCACUAAACGCACACAUCAAAGACUGUCACCCAUAUUUACACAUUUUGUUUAUAGCACCAAUCAUAUAUGGUGACAUAUGCACAUGUUAACAUGCAGUCCACAUUUUUCCCAUUAACACCUUGUGUGGGUGGACGACAUGAAAACCAUUUCAUCAACAGGAAAGCUUCAGAGCCAAACAUGAGUUAUUUAUUGAAUCCUCUCCUCUCCUGCAGGCCGCCUGUCUGCCCAUGUCCAUCAUCAUCGUCGGGGUCGGGCCGGCAGAAUUCGACGGUAAGACGACAAAGCAAAGUAUCAAGAAGUCUGGGUUUGAUUUAGAACUGGUGGAUUUGCAUUUUUACUUGAGUCAGAUUGCAGCUAACCUUAUUUUGUGUCCGUUCCCUUCAGCCAUGGUCGAGUUAGACGGCGAUGAAGUCCGGAUCUCAUCCAGAGGGAGGUUUGCUGAAAGAGACAUCGUUCAGGUACGAGUUUAAAACUGCUGCUGCUGUUCUUUAACAUAAUGCAUCUACGGUUAAAUGGUUCUGUCCAAACAACUGACCCACAGACAUCUUAACCCAUAGCAAGAUAGCGUCAAACACUAUCACACCAAUAGAUAAUGGUAUCCGUGAGUAGGGCUGGGCGAUAUGGCAUCAAAUCAGUAUCACAAAAUAUUGAGCAGUUCACCUCGAUAACGAUAAAUGGACGAUAACUACUCCACAAGCUGCUCACCCCCUCCCACAUUAACUUCAUCUAUUUCAGCCAUUACAACUUUUGAACCAUCCGCCGUCUCCUCACCGGAUUUUCUCUCUUUGUUACGGACUGGGUGGGGCGAAGUCACGUCUUUGACAGCAUCUUAAAGGGACAUGAGACCAUAGCCAACCUACACACAUCCAAACCCAACUUUAUUUGUUAAUCAACUUAUUUAUUUUUACACAAAUAUAUUGACAGGGGCAAAAUGACGUUGGUUAUUGUUGUAAAUUCUGGUAUCUGUAAAUUUUCAAUUUAUCGCCCAGCCCUAUAAUCAAGUGAGGAGCCUUAUACUCUCAUAUCAGCAGCUUGCACAGUCAGUCAAACAGGAGCUGCAAAAAUCCUUUUACUUUUCUUGUUUGGUAGAUUUUCCUAUGAAACUUUUAAAUAUGAUCAAUCAGUGAGUCUUUUACUGACUGGAAACAGACUCUGACACAAAACACUUGUUGAAACAUUCAGAACUUAUAUAAUAUUCUUCUGGAUGAGUCCACGACUUUAUUACUGUUUUCUUUAUUUGAAAAAAAGUAGAGUAUGCAUGGCAUUAAGAGAAAAAACCUCCAAAAACUCAGUGAGAGCUGUGGGUUUUUUUUAAAUGUUUUUAUCCCACAUGACCUUUCAGUGCCCCCCGUACUCUGUAAGGAAACGGAGACCCUGCUGUUCUCUGGAUUUAACGAGCUGCAAGCCGCACAAGUUCAGGCUCUCAUUAUGAGCGAGCUUACAGUCAGAGAAACACGGCGGAGUUAACAUUGAGAAUUUUGUGGCAAGAAUCUGUGAUUUUAGAUGAAAACAGCUCAAAACAGCUUGUAUUUGUGUCCUCUCUUAAUCAGUCAUGUGCAACAAACUUUGAAAAUAUAGAAUCAUAGCGUUUUAUCACAGUUUUGGGAUGCACCACGAACAAACAGCAGUCUGUGACCAGGCUGACCAGAUUGACUCUCAAAUCUGGCAUCAUCCAUUAUUCAUCUACUGUAGGUCUGCUGUUGUGGUAAUAAAGUGGCAGAUUCUCCUUAAAAUAGCCCUAAUUGUCGGUCAGCAUCUGUUUAUGUGGACAUGAAUCUGUGUUUUGGCUCUUCAAGGGAUAUUCUGGUGUAAAAUUAAUUUAGGGUCAAACACACCGUAACACCGAGUUAGACUCCCCCUCAAGAGAUGAAUGUUGCCGACCGCUUGCUUCUCUAGUCAUACCAACUUUAGUAAGAACCACAUGACAGCAAUACACUGCAGUCUGAGGAGCUACAUGCAAACCUCAAUAUAGGGUCCCAGCCACAGCACUAGCCACCAAACAUCUUUUUAACUUUCCCUGAUUUCUUUAGCAAAGAGACGAAACACAACUCGCCCACUCUCUUCCAGCAGCCGCUUGUUUGUAGCAAGACCUCAGGCCAGUCUAUUACGGACUACAGUGGGGUGCCGCAGCUCAACAAAGAACAUUUAUGAUUAUUUCUUCAUGGAAAUGCAAUCAGACUGAGACGCUAAGGCAGAAGAAUUACCGCAUCCACAGUGCAAAAUGAUUACUAUGGUGAUUAUUACUUCAAGGAAAUGAUAAAGAAAUGAUCAUAAAUGUUCUUCCUUGAGCUGCGGCACCCCACUGUAGUCCGUAAUAGACUGGCCUAAGGUCUUGCUACAAACAAAUGGCUGCUUGAAGAGAGUAGUUGAGUUGUGUUUGGUCUGCUAUGGCAAUUGUGCUAUGACUGACCCUAUAUGUACUGGUGAUGAAGUUAGGUGCUGUUCUGAGCGUUAUUUGUGGCUAUAGAGUGGUAUUUUUGUUGAGGUUUGUUUAUGGCUCCUUAGACCGCUGUGUAUUGCUAUCAUGCGGUCAUUAGUAAAGUUGAUAUAACUAGAGAAGCAAGCGGUCGGCAACAUUCAUCUCUCAACUGGGUGUCUAACACAGUGUUACGGCGUGUUUGACCCUAAAUUAAUUUUAUGCUGGAAUAUCCCUUUAACUACAUUGUUUCGAUCUUUCCUCAUGUCUUAUUCACUCAUAAGAUCCUAAAUAUAGGCUAUAGUUCCCCGGUUUCCCCCAUCAUCUCUCCUCCUUUUGUAAAAUGUCUUUGGAAAUAAUCAAAUUCCUGUUCGUCUUGUCUCAGUUCGUUCCAUUCAGGGACUACAUCGACCGGACAGGGAACCACAUCCUAAGCAUGGCGCGGCUCGCUAAAGACGUCUUGGCUGAGAUUCCCGAGCAGUUCCUGUCCUACAUGAGGACCCGCGGGAUUAAGCCAUCGCCGGCACCGCCUCCCUACACACCGCCAGGCCAACCUCUGCAAACCCAGAUAUGAGGAUCCAGGUUUCAAAAUCAGGUGUUAGAUGAACUCAACACAUCAAUACUUCCAUUUCCCCAAAGCUGCUCCACAAGCCUUGUCACCGAGGAAUCGGGGCGGUCUUUCUUGUGUUGAGAGGGCCGCAUGUCAGGACAGAGAUUGUCAGGCGGGACUGUGUUUGAGGGCAGUAGAAGCCAAUGAGUCUGUUUACUUCCAAUGUUAAGUAUUCCUCUUACUGCCUGGAGGUUCUGGCCUUCCGAAAAAGGCCUAAUUUUCUCUAUGGAAGGAUUGAAGCUAGGAAAGGAAAGAAGAAAGAGGAAAUGAAGGUUAUCAGUUAGGAAAGGAGUGUAAAAAGAAUGUCUCCAGACCAAGCAAAGGAAUCACUUGCUCUUAAAUAAAUGUGUGUGUGCGUUUGUGUGUGUGUGUAAAUAAGUGAACUUCUCGAACUUCUUCUAUCUCUUUCUCGAUCGUUCUGUAUCUGCAGCUCACUCAUGUUUACAGAUAUUGAAAAGGAUUUUUACUGUUGAUACUUUUUGUAUAUCCACAUAGUUUCAGAUAAGUCUUUUGAUAUUCUCUUAACUCCUCCCCUUUCUCUCUCUUUCUCUCCCUCUCUCCUGGCGAGCGUGUCAGGUAGCAGUGCAGGUCUUGGUAGCCCUUCUGUACCGUACUGUACCGUACCGUACCGUACUCUAUUCUAGUGUUUGUAUUGACCUUUUUUGCAUGAGAGUAGCCUCAGUCAAGUGCAUGCAAAAUAGUGGCCCUGCACUACCUCUACUUCUUCUACCCAUCAGAGUGUGUGUCGUAGCCUGUGGGGGAUGAGCGCAUCUCUGCCUACCUAGAUUUGUUUCUUCACCCUGUCUGUCCACACUGCUUUCAGGCCUGAGGAGAGUCCACUUAUCUGUCUCCUGUCUGCAGCCCCUCCUCGUCACUGUCGCUCUCAUUUCCUCCGCCGCUGAUUGGCUUCAGAAUCAGAUGAGCGACGUCACCGAUGGUAACUACUCAAGGUUAAAUUAAUGUAUUUCAGAGAGGUCAUUUGUUCGAUUAAGUUUGAUGAAAGUCAAAAUUUCCACUUCCAGCAUUUUCUUGUAUUUAUGUAGCAUUUAAUGACCUCUGAAUGAGAGCGUAAUCCCUCUCUCUCUCUCCUCUCUCUUGCACUCCCUACUGCCUUGGCACAAAGACGCCAACAUUCCCAGGGUUUUCAUCUCAUUUUGUGGUUUAAUCACCGCAUCCGUGCAACAUGUGUAACGUGAUAGCAGCUGCUGCUCUCAAACUAAAUCCUGUUUGAGCUUAAGAGCCCAGUGGUCAAAAAUACAGAGAAAAAAAGAACACCUUUGCUUUGUCGUUUCUUUGUCUUAAAACUUUAAUUGUGCGUACUGCACCUUUAGCUCGUUGUAGCUUUUUUGUACUUUAGUUUUUUUCUAAAACUAUUUUUACGUGCCGAUCGUUCAUAAACAGAUGAUUCGUGUGAUUGCCGACCUUGAGUGCAUGUUGCGAUGAUUUAUUUUGAGUCUUAAAAAUGGUGGGUGUGCAUGAACGUCGAGGCAUUUCGUAAAUUUCGUGGGUGUCACAAAUUGCGUUCCAGUAAAAGUUAAAGUAGGCUAUGCAUUGGUCGUACUUUUGGUGCAACAACAUUCUUAAAAAAAGUGUUAAUGACAGCAAACAGCAUUACUUUGAUAGCAUGAAUAUGUUAAAAGUAUAUGUACACAGUAAAUAUGUACACACACAUAUAUUAUUAUUAUUUUACUAAGUGGACCGUGUUUAUGUGAAGCACUUUCUCUAGUCUAGUUAAUCACAUUCAUACUUAUUCAAACACUGGGAUGGUUUUAUAAUGAUGACGUUGUUACUCAAAAUGAUCAUAAUCUUAUAAUAAUAUUACAGUUAUCAUUAUUAGGCCCUUUAACGUAUCAUCUCAGAGUCACUAUGAUGUCUUUGGAGCUACAGACUACAUCGAACGGGACUCUUUCACAUAUGAGAUAGAAGUGGGUGGGUUCUACUGCAGAGCUUUUUACUUUUUUAAGUGAUUUCAUUUCAGAGUAAAAUAUAAGCCGCCAGAAAGUAGAGAAAGUUCAAGAUAGAUGUGCUAUAUAUCUUAUGAGGGGUCUGGCUGCAGACCUCCACUAUUAGGACCCAAGGUGACGCUUUUUUCUCAAGCGCUCCAGUUUGUUUGAAGUGGUCAUCAUCUCUUUGUUGGAGACAAAAUAAAAAACCUCUCCCUCCCUAUCUCUCUGUCUAACAUGAGUCUGGUCCUUCCCGAGGUUUCUACCUGUUAAAAGGAAGUUUUUCCUCACCACUGUCACUCAUGUUAGAUGAGAUGGGUCAAAUUUGUCCCAUCUUAAGGUUGGGUCUUGGUAAUUCAUCAAACAAUGAGCAAGAUCUGGAGCUUCUCUUUUUUUUGGAAAGCGUCUUAAGAUAACUGUUGUGAUUUGGCUCUAUAUAAAUAAAUUUUGAUUUAAUUUAAUUAAUUGAAGACAUGAAUACACAAAAAAUCAUAUUAACAUUAUAUACAUAAAACAAAGCCCCAAGAAAUACAAUAUAUUCAGGCAAGACAAAAAGUAUGUACUUAUCGGUCUAAUCCCUUCACUUUUAAUUUGGAAGGCUUAGAAUCAACUUCCGACAUAAAAAAAGUACUCCAGGUAUAUUUGCUUUUAUUUUGAAAGGCUUCAAAUCAACUUAAGGUCUGCUCAGUAGAGAUGGGUCCUCACAGUGGAGGUCUGCAGUCAGACUGUCUUGCAUAUCUUUGGACUUGUUUUAUCAUUUGCUGCUAGAAUCACGAACCCUGACGCCUCAUAACCCGCUCAAGACCAACAAGUGAUAUAUAGGAUGAUUUACAUACCACUGAAUGUAAAUAUAUUUAAACUGUGAAAAUCUUCGCUUGCUUUGACUUUCUGGUUUCCGGAGUAUAAAUGAAAUAUAAUUUGUGAACUCAAAGUCUUUUGAAUUGACUUCUGGUGGCUAAAUGAAGAAAAAUUCAUCCCAGUUGAAUUCAGGUGGAUGAUUUUUAAUGAUCUGAUGUUAAAUCAGUGGUGUUUAAUUUAUAUAAUUGUCCCACCUGUAUUCAGAUUUAUCUUUUUUUCUUCUGGCGGCUUCAUACGUACAUUUUUAUUCCUCCUUUUUCCUGUCUUUAUUUAGACGAUCUCUGCAGAGCCCUACAAAGCCUGUCCGGAGAAAGUGUGUCUGUGUGUUUCCUGACUGUGUGCGUCUUUAAUACUGCAGAAACUAACCUGUGUGGAAGUGUGUGUGAGUGAGUGUGAGUGAGUGGCAGCUUUAUACGAGUGUUUUCAUAAAACAGAUGACGUGUUCAGACACAUAAAUCUUUGUUUACUAAAGCUAUCCAAAUAAUAAAACUGUUUGCUUGUCAUAUUUUCCUCAACAGCGUGCACUACGUUUGCAUGUACAGUUUUACGGAGGACACAUCAGUUCCUUUUGGAGUGUUUUGAAAUAAAUCUGUAUGAAAAAUGUACAAACGGCCUUAAAACUUUCACUAAUAUUCUUGUAAUCGUGCGAUGCCUUCUUGAGAUAAAUAAGUUGUUUAAAGGAAUUACUUGUUAUCUAUUUUGUGCCAGUGUUUUUAUUGCUUUCUAGUGUGUUUUUUUUGCACAUGUUCGAUUAUUGAAAAUGAAUAAUCUUGUAUUUUUUGAAACUGUGUUUAAUCAGAGAAAGCAUGGGUAAAGUAUUGAUUGUCUGAUAAUAAAUAUGAUAGAUGACUAUUUCUGUACUGAACUAUGAAUUUUCAAAUAAAUAUUCAUACUAAAUACAAUA
Messenger RNA from Xyrichtys novacula (pearly razorfish), 47878 nucleotides. NCBI's taxonomy places the organism in Eukaryota, Metazoa, Chordata, Actinopteri, Labriformes, Labridae. The record is from the annotation of a GenBank genome assembly.